This is a messenger RNA of Podarcis lilfordi (Lilford's wall lizard), 63942 nucleotides long. The record is from the annotation of a GenBank genome assembly. Lineage: Eukaryota; Metazoa; Chordata; Lepidosauria; Squamata; Lacertidae.
GGAGAGAGCGGUACGUGGUCAGGGGGCGGCGGCUCUGAGGGGGGAUUAGCUUGGCUUUGCGAGGGACCAAGCAGCGCCGGGGUUGCCGCCGCGCGCCCCGCGCGCCUCCCCUCCCCUCCUUCCCACUGGUUGCGCGACCUGCCAAUCCGCGCCGUAAUCCUGCAGGAAUUUCCCUCAGGCUUCAACUAGGAGUCGCGCUCGCACAGCCCUGGGAAAGGAAAGCCGAGCGGAAAAACGGCGAGUUAAGAGCGCGGCUUGCGACGACGACCGCCGAGGCUCCGCUCCCUUCUCCCCGCGGACAACUCCGGCGCCUCGGCCAAACUUUGUGGCGUUGCCUGCGCGCCUCUCUUGGCCGGACCCGGCGCGAGGGAGAGAGGGACGGGCUUGAGUCCGACGAAGCGGCGAGGAGGCGAAGGCGAGCGAGCGGCGGCGGCGGCAGCGGCAGUCCGGAGCAGCCCACCAGCCCAGCCCCUUCCCCUUCUGCUCCCCACAAGCCAGCCAACUCCUCCCUGAAGCGAGCGAGGAGGAGCGGCGUCUGCAGGAGCAGAGACCAGGGAAGAGGGGGAGCCCGCGAGCCCGUCGCUUCUGCCGGCCAGGAGGGGGGAGGAGGAGGAGGAUUACUCGCAGGACCUGCCUGGGAAUCUCUCCUCUCCAGCGCGCGCUCUCCUUUUUUUGUGGAGGGGGGGACGGGUCCUUCGAAGCCACCGCUUGCAACCCCGGGAAUAAUGUGGAACGUGUGGAUACUGCUUGCUUUCGCCUCGGCGGCCUGCGUCUCGGCAGAGACGGUACGUCCCUUCUUCUUCUUGCAAAAAGAUUUGUUUUUGAGGAGUGGGCGGGAGGGAGAAGCGGAGCAACCGUGGGACGAAUCGAUACUGGCAGCUUCCUUUCUCUCCCCCCCCCCUUCGCUUUCAGUCGCAUUCCAUGCAGCCGGCCACCCCGCAAGCCUUGCAGCCAACCCCGAUGCCCCCUAACUGCUGCAUUUUGGUCAACUGGUGCGGAUAAACAACCCCCCCUCCCGCUUCGUGCAGGCAGCGAAGCCCCGCUGGCUAUUUCAGCGCCUGCAGAAACUUCGCUUCACUUUCCCCGCUGCGCUCGAGGAUUCUUUUUCCUGCCCUCCCCGCUCCGCUAGUUAGUGCUGGCAGCCAACAGCACGGAAUGUCACGCUGGCCCCAUCUGAGAUGCGGGGGGUGUCUAUUUUGGAAAAAGCCCCCCCCUCUCGAUUCUAGAAGCCCAGGGGUCGGCCCCGAUUUGGGGAGGGAAAGGGUGGGGGCGACGGCUCAAUCGGGAGGAAGGAUGAGACGCCCCCGCUGUUCCCACAUCUGCUGCGCAGAAGUUUUGCUGAGGUCAUUCGCAAAAGAUCAAAACUUUUCGAGCAGAAAAGGGGCACUUUGGUCUUUCAGCUCCUUGGUGGUGAUAUGCGAGACUGGGGUUGGCGGGUGGGAGGAAAGGAGAGAGGGCAGCUCAUUGUAUGUCACCAAGCAGUGAUUUUCCUGGAAUUGGGGCCAGGCUGUUGCAUUGAAGGAUGUUCGUCCUGAAGAGGCAUUUGACAAAACCUUGCGCUGCAUUUCUGAUGCUCUGUUUGGGUGGCGCCUCCUUUGUUUUUUUUAAUAAAGUACCCCAAAAAAUUGUCCGAAUAUAAUGGUUUAAACCGAAAUGCAGAGAUGGGAAAGCUUUAUAAAUGCAUCAUAAAAAGUCAUCUCUUUUUUUAAAAAGUGGGUGCAUGAGACAAGAGUGUGGCUGCUUUUUUAGCACUGUAGAAAAACAGUUUGUAAUUGAUUCAGACCUCCGAUGCUGCCGCUUCAGUUUGUCCACUUUGCCUGGAAGACUCAGGAGAACAUGAUAUGAUGGUGAUUCAAAUUGUGAUCAUUGUUUUUUUGGGGGGGCAGGGGUGAGAAUCCCAGAGACAAUCUUUAAGUUCAGCUUGAUGGAUCGGAACUGAAAUGUGGAUUUGGUCAGAAGCUCGCUAUAUGAUAGCUUCUCCCCACCCAACAACAACAAAAUUAUAAGCAGACUUAAGAGUUAAAUCCAUCCCCAGAAAAGCUUUCUGGUUGGACCUGUGGGAUUGAUAUGUUGCAUAGAUCGUUAGAAUGGAAUUGGGGAAAUGUUUUCCCUCUUGGGGUUUGUUUUGCAGUUGACUAACAGGCUCUCUUUAAGUUUAGAAACCAGUCAGGGAUUCCUCUGGGCUGUAGCUAUGGUGCUUACCCAGGGUGCCUGGAAAAGGCUGGCUGUGUCCCUUCUUGCCUUCUGCCUCUGACAUAUAGUGGAGUUUAAUUGUUGACGCUAAGACAUUUAAGAAUCGAAUGCCUUUCUGGUCCUUGUGCAAUCAAAAACUCUUCUUUCCACCCCCUUGCAUGGAAAAGUGAUGGGAAAUCUUUUACUCUGCAAAAUAGCUCAAAUCCCUGCAGGAUUCUGUUGCUGAAAGUGCUUGUAUCCCUCGAGAACUGGGAGGUUCAGCUGCAGAUCUUGAGCAAUAUAUGUUGUGGUCUCUUCCCUCAUCACUUCAGCAUAUCUGAAACUCCUCAUGUAAAAAGAUCUUGUGCUCUUUUCUGGCUGUGUUACAUCCUCUUCCUUGCUCCUCUCUUUCUGGUGUUCAAGGUUAGAAGUACUUCAGCAUACCUUGAAUUUAUGGAAUUUGCAGUUAGCACAGAGUUUCUCUCUGGAGUAGCUUGUUUGCAUUUCCUAUUCCCCUUAUGCAUAAUACAGGCUUCAAAACUACUGAAUAAUAAUGGGGAAGCCAAGCUGAAAUCUGAUAAUAAUAUGAGAUUUCCCCCUCGCCUAAGGAUUUUGAUGUGGCUUUAGUAUCUUGUUCUCUGCUCAUACAGAGUCUCUCUCUCUCUCUCUCUCUCUCUGUGUGUGUGCUUGCUUGCUAGGGUACUGUCAAUGGGGGGGGGGUCCUGUCUCUGCUUGGCUUAGUAUCAUUGAGAAGCGUUCCAGGCAAUCCUGUAUCCUUACAGAAGUUGCAGUGAGGAAAAAAUAAGCACUUCUCUGUGGUUAGAAAGUGUAUAUAGGAACUAAUUGUGGAGUUUGCUGAUUUCUCCCUCCUUCCUCUUUAAAAUGUUUUGGAUGUCUUUGAGCUGCUCGACUUUGCUGUCAUGCGUUUCCAAAACCAGUAGCCUGAUAAUGAAUAUUCACAUAAGUUUUCUGGAGUUAAAUAAGACUUACAGCCAACUCCAAAUUAAAUGUGCAUGGGAUUGCAGCCCUAGGAAUACCAACACCAAUACAUAUGACACAGCCUGGACCAACCACAUGAUGGAGUGAGUGUGCAUAGGAUUGCAGUUGGACAGCACGCCUACUUUUGGGUUAGCCCAGUAAACUUGGUGGAAUUUACAUUAAGGAAACUCACUUAAGAUCCGACUAAAUGUGUUUAUUACUGCAUUGCGCCCGUCUCCUGGCCUGAAUGCAAUGAUUUGAUCAUCUUAAUUGGCAACGUCUUUCAGUGUUUGUUUUCUUCAUAAAAUGGGCAUGGUAUUAAUUAGUAGUAGUUGCUCCCCCCCCCCCCAUUUGAUCAAUGGCAGUACAGUGGUACCUCAGGUUACAUACGCUUCAGGUUACAUACGCUUCAGGUUACAGACUCCGCUAACCCAGAAAUAGUGCUUCAGGUUAAGAACUUUGGUUCAGGAUGAGAACAGAAAUCGUGCUCUGGUGGUGCGGCAGCAGCAGGAGGCCCCAUUAGCUAAAGUGGUGCUUCAGGUUAAGAACAGUUUCAGGUUAAGAACGGACCUCCGGAACAAAUUAAGUACUUAACCAGAGGUACCACUGUAUAAGAACAAUUGUUUAAAUGUUUGUACAUUAGGAUUUCUUCACCACACUGUUCAUAUAAAAUCUAAACCUUCAUAAAACCUUCAUUUUCCAGUUAAUGCACCUGCUAAUGGUGUCAUUAUCUUGGGUUUCUCUAACAAAAGGUAUUCAUGAAAGAGCCACAGCAAUUGGCAGUAAUUUCAUUUAUUUUUUGCAUUAAGUUCUAAGUGGCUGAGCUGGUAGUCCUGCUGCUUUUGUCUGGAUGCAGUAAGACUGAUAGAGAAGGAUGGUGUUGAACCCCAUCGUAUUGAAAAUCCGUGAAGACUAUAAAGAAAGGAGGUCCAACCCCACCAUUGAUAAAGAGGCAUAGGCAUGCAUACAUCCACAAAGUGCAUUCAUUACAUUAAUUGGGAAGGAUAGCUCAGCAGCACAGCUCAAAUCUAGUCUUGGACUUACUGAACUGUGAAUGUUAAGGAAGAGUUUGCAUUGCCCCUGUCAGUCAUCUUGGGGAGUCCUUGGCUAGCUGGUUCUACUUUUCUUGAUGAACUAAAGGCUGCACGCAUUAAGCAUAUUUACAUAGAAGUCUCGUUGAGAUGAAUGAUGCUUCUUCAGAGUAAAUGGAUGUAGAAUUGAUGGUGCAAGUGAACAACCCACUCGGCGUGGUCUUCUUCUACCCAGCACAAGCACUUUACAGUUUUCUCUGGAGCUUUUUAGACUGAAAACAGCACCAUGUGGAUUUUCUGCAGAGACUACAUCUGAGCUGACUGUACACAUGCAGCGUUGAUUCAGCGAUGCUAUAGUGCAGUGCUAGUUCUUGUUUCCAAAUGUGUAAAUAGAUCAUACUGUUUCAGUACCAUUUCCAUCUCAGAUGUGUGUUUUCCAAAUCCUUCUGAUGCAAUGUAAUGUAAUGGCUAGAGUGUUAGACUAGACCAGGGAGACGAGAGUGAAAACUCUCAACUGGCCAUGAAUCUUGCUGGGUGACCUUGGUUCCAUCACAGUCUCUCAUCCUAACCUACCCUCUCAAAGGGUUGUUGGGGUGAUAAAUGGAGGUGUGAGGGGACGGACCCAUGAGCCAUGUAUGCCGUCUUGAGCUCCUUGCAGCAAUGGAAGGAUAUAAACAUGAUAACAAUUCAACAAGUCAUAGAAUUGUAGAGUAGGGAGCAAUCUUGUACAUCUCGUACAACCCCCAGCAAUGCAGGAAACACAGCUAAGGAAUGCCCCAGCAGAUGGCCACCCAACCUCUGCUUAAAAGUCCCCAAUGAAGGAGAGCCCAUAGCCACUUGUGGAAGUCCGUUCCACUGUUGAACAGCUCCUACCACCAGAAAAUUAUUCCUUAUGUAUACCGUAGUCCUUUCUUGUAACUUGAAUCCAUUGAUUCAGGUCCUACCCUCCAGAGCAGGAUAAAACAAGCUUGCUCCAUCUUCCAUGUGACAUCCCUUUAUAUAUUUCUCUCUCUCCCCUUUAAUUGUUUCUUUAUGGAGAGUUAAGUUUUCAUCAACAGUUUCCCGAAAAGAAAAAAAAGGUGGUAGAAGUGGAGAUGUUUUAUUUUAUUUUUGCUGUCCCCCCCCCAAAAAAGAGAUGGGGAAUUAUAGACACUGUGGUAUGUUAAAUGAAGGGGGCACGUUUCACAAGGAAAACUGCAUAAGGUUUGCAGUAAACAACAAAGCCAUCAAUUGUGGUGACCCAGUUGUGGCUCCUGGCACCCUACCCUUAAACUAUGUUUGGAUGUCUUGAAAACAUUCCACGUUGCCACCACAGAUCAUUUGCUCCAGUUGCACAGUAGUCCCAGCAGGUAAUAAGGUGAUUUUGUCAGCCACAAAUAUAUAGUGCAGUGAUGAUGUAGCUGUUCUACUGAUGGAUGAAGAUUCUUAGAACUUAUUCUUAGAACUCUCACCUGGGUAGCAGAGAUGGUUUUAUGUCUCUUCUUUAUGGUCAGCGCAGCUGGAGUUAUGAAGGGCUUAGGCUUCCCCCAAAUAUUCCAGAAGAAGGGCAAUAAACAAACAUGGAAUUACUAUUCAGCAGAUGUUCUUACCUGCAGGACCUUCUUUUUAUCUAGUUCUAAUAGAGGUUCAUGGGAUGUGGGUGACGGUGUGGGUUAAACCACAGAGCCUAGGACUUGCUGAUCAGAAGGUUGGCGGUUCAGAUCCCCGCGACGGGGUGAGCUCCCGUUGCUCGGUCCCUGCUCCUGCCAACUUAGCAGUUCGAAAGCACGUCAGAGUGCAAGUAGAUAAAUAGGUACCGCUCUGGCGGGAAGGUAAACGGCGUUUCUGUGCGCUGCUCUGGUUCGCCAGAAGCGGCAUAGUCAUGACCCAGAAGCUGUACGCCGGCUCCCUCUGCCAAUAAAGCGAGAUGAGCACCGCAACCUCAGAGUCGGUCAUGACUGGGCCUAAUGUUCAGGGGUCCCUUUACCUUUACCUAAUAGAGGUUCAGUGCAGAUCAGCUAUGCGCAAGAUUCAGGCUGAAGACAAUUGCAUCAUAGAUUCUGACCAAACUAAGCCUCCUGAUGUAUAUUUUGCACUAGGAGGCUUAGUUUGGUCAGAAUCAAGUAUGCACUUUCAGAGUUAACGCUGAAUACAGUACUUCUGGUAAGUGAGCCACCACAGCUGCUAGCGGGCUGUGAAAAUUUGUGUCCCAGACCUUUUAGAUGAGGGACACAUUGGUUGCAAAAUGUGAUUUUGAUUUUUUCAGCUCUCCUACCCCAUUACAGGAAAAUGGGAAGAAGGAAUGGACUGGAGUAGCCUAGAAGAUGGUACGACUAGCUGCAACCCUGAAUAGGAGCACUCUAGGCUGCAACAUUUUGUUGCAGGUCCCACUUGAAUCAAAUGGAGAUGCCCUAGCUCUAGAUUUCCUUUAACCAAUAGGGGUUUGGACUAGGUAGGCAAAUAGACCCAUCCAACUCUGACUCCUUUUCCUAGCUAAGAGGAGAGGCCUUGUUGGUCUUUAGAAACAGUGAUGUGACUUAGUCGUCUGUAAAAAUUGUGGUUAUUAUCUUGGAUUGUAUAUGUAACGUGUGCACUAGCAGCAAAGCACGGAGAAAGAUUAGUAUUUAUGGGGUUCCCAUGGUGGUGUAUCAGUUGCCUUGAAUGUGGUAUAAUGAAGAAUAUAAACAUUUUAAAUAAACAAAGUAAAUAGUGUCUUUAAUAGCAUUUCUUGCACUUUCUCCCUUUCUUUCUGUGAGAGUUUGCAAAGAACAACCACUACGCUAUGCUUAUUUUAUUUAAGGUUAACUUCACUGCAGCACGUCUAUAAUGAGUUAUUAAUUAAAUUAUUAUAAUUAAACGGCUAUUUAAUUACCCUGGAAAAUGAGUUAACUUUUCCUGGUCACCAGUUCAAAUGUUUUCCUUAUGGCGAAUAAUUAUGCUGUUGUGAUCCGGAGACUGAAUAAAAGAGCACUUGUGUAGCUGCUGAAAAGCACUCUGUCGUCUUAUUAGAUGUGACUGUUUCUUUUAAACAGGGUUGUGUUGUUCUUUGAAGAUGGAGAGGUUGUUUUAAGUCCCCUGUAAGGCACUGCUUGCAUGGAAGUCAUAAAGAACCCCCUUUUUAAAUGUUUGCGUCUCAUCUUCAGCCGCAGCAAAUAAUGAGUGAGCAAUUUGGGUUUGGUUCAAGACACAUUGCUAAAGUGGUAUAACAUGGUUUCCUGUUGUAGCUAGUAUGGGAGAAUUACUUCAGGCUGUUCUGCAAACAAAACCUUGCCUAGUUGUGUCCUUAGUUCACAAGGCAAGCGAGGAGUUUGCGUCUGUAGCGCUGGUAAUUUAUUCCUAGACCUACAUUGCACAACAUAGUCUUCCUUGUUCACAACGAAACACAUUUUGCACCCCUUUUGAGCAAAGAGAGAUUAAUCCUUGAUGAUGUAAUGAUAGUUAUGGUUGCUUUCUGAAUUCUAUAGUCCUGAGGAACAAUAACAUAAUACAGCAAUACUCAAAAUGACACAGGUUCUCCGAAGCAACCCUGGGGAGAAGGACUGUGCAGAGAGUUAAACCUUAAGGGAUCUGCUUCCAACAAGCAGUGUGAAUUAUUUUUGUCUGGUUCUGAGUUUGCUUGGGGUGAAAUAAGAUGAUGAGCAAUAUAUGCAUAUUAUUGCACAAGCAAUCUGUAAAGAACAAAUUGCACAUCAAAUAAAUAAAAUAAUAAAAAUAUGGUUUUCUUAAAACACCCGUAAGCACAUUAACACAAUUGUUUCCAACCAAAAGCGAAUUAAUUUUGGAUGGCAUUAUUAACAUUGUGUUGGACUUCCUUGUUGAACACAAAUACACAACACUGCAUUCUUUUCUUCCUUCCUGCUCAAAACAAUUCUGUGGUGUCUUGGAAGAUCUGUAAUACUGAAGGUGGCUAUAAAAUGAAAGAUUUAUUAACAUGUGCACAGUAGAAUGGUUAAUAUCUUUUCAUUUAUAUCAGGGAUAGGGAAACUUGUUCUGAGGGCCGCAUAAUGUUUUGGGAGCCGCAUGGCAGUGGUGGGUGGGGCCAGAGGCGAAAGUGGGUGGAGCAACCAAACAAGCGUCAUUAUCAGAGUUCAGGGACGCAUCCCAACCAGGCAGAAACUCUCAAGGUGUGUGAGAAGCAACACUGGUGAGGGGUGUCACCUGGAAAUAGUCCCAAGGGCCAUAUUUCGAGACCCGGAAGGGCAGCAUUUGAACCCUGGAGCAGUGUUCCCCUUGAUUUUCAUGAACCUUCACCAUUGCAUCCCUAUGGCAGAUACUCAACAUUGUGUUGCAAAAUAAACAGUAGUGUUUAAUGAUCUAACUGACUUGUAUUCACGGAUUCUCAUCGGUAUGCUUUCUCCUCACACCGUCUCACAAACAUGUAGGUGCCUAGUUGUCACUGGCACCUUUAAAAAAAACCAAUUGGUCCUGGCACUUGGGUUGCUGAAAAGGGACAGGAAACAUGUUCUUCAUCCUGGGUAUGUUGCAGUCUGUGUGUGGGCUUGGCUACCUCUUCCGGCGAAGCAUGAUACUCAGUCAUGUGAUUCUCUGGAGAGCUUUUUUUAAAAAAGAAAAAGAAAAAGCCACAUGGGUGGCCAUAUUGGAGAGGGGAGGGCGCUCUUUCUAUCAGCUCAAAAUCCUUCCUUUCCCACCCUGCCCACAGCAGGUUAAAGUACACGGUUCCCAGUGAUCAUUAUCUGUAUGUAGCUGAGUCCUUCCUUUCUCAGUUCUUAAUCUCAGCACUGGAGGUAAGGCAUCCAGAUUGGAGGCAAUGAUAUCACAGUACAGUGGUACCUCGGUUUAAGAACAGCUUAGUUCAGGCUUCCUCAUCCUCGGCCCUCCAGAUUUUUUUUGGCCCUCAACUUCCAUGAUCCCUAGCUAGCAGGACCAGUGGUCAGGCAUGAUGGGAAUUUUAGUCUGAAAACAUCUGGAGGGCCGAGGUUGAGGAAGCCUGGCUUAGUUUAUGAACAACUUGGAUUAAGAACUCUGCAAACUGGGAAGUAGGUGUUUUGGUUGGUGAACUUUGCAUUGGAAUAAGAACAUGCUUCGCUUCCUGUUGAGUGUGUUCCAUUUGCAACUUGAGUCCCCCGCUGCUAUGGGAAAGCACUCCUUGGUUUAAGAACGGACUUCUGGAAUGGAUUAAGUUCGCAAACCAAGGUACCACUGUAGUUUGCAGUGCUUGGACUUCUUCGUUAUUCACUGUGUUGAGUGUGUGGGCCAGAGGGGUGGGACGAACGUGGAAACUACUAGCCAUCCCUUCCAACGGUGGAUCCUGCUCUCCACCUUCCUAAGUUCUGCAGAAUCGGAAUCAAUAAUAAUAUUCUAUCUUUACCUGUAAUGACUCUUUUUUAAUUUCGGUAUUCAUCAUGAAAAGAUUGUGUAUCUUUCUCUGUGUUAAUAAGAUUCAAAGGCAUAAUUUCUGAAUGGAUCUGACAUUUAGGGCCAUGAUGUCCCUGCUGCUAUUGGAACCUUUGCUUCUUGAGGCAAACUUUACACAGUACGUUUCUCAUACACAUAUUUUUUGUAAAACACUUAGAGGUUUUUUCUACAAUCAAGCAGUAUAUAAAUUUUAGGAAAUAAAUAGGUUUUGGUCAUCUCCAGGUAUGUGCUCUUCUGAUCAGAUGUAGGUAGAGUUUAUACAAACAUAAAAGCAAGAGCUACUCUACUCCGCUGUUGAACACUGCAUUGACUUUUUCAUUGGGCUCUACACGGUGAAAUUAAGAUUUCCUUCUGGUCAAUCACUAUCAGCUCAGACACCAUCCGUGUAUAUGCAUAGUUAGGUAUUUCAGUCCCAAUGUACCGUAUUUUACAUUUACAUUGAACAGCAUUUGCCAAUUAGUGUCAAUUCUUCUGGAGCUCUUUGCAAACCCUUCCAUUUUUAUUACCCUGAAUAAAUUGCUUUCCUAUACUAACGUUAAUAAGUUACCUUAUUGCUCAUCCUUAACUUUGGAUAAUUUACAUAUCUUUUAGAGAUAGCAGCAGGGAGAAAUUCAGUUUGUUUUGCCCAAAUUCACAUUUCCCACAACAGUACACAAAUUGAAAUGCAUAUUAGGGAAACGUGUACAUAAAGUAUUGGUGAAAAUAAUACACAAAAUGCUUUGUAUCGGGUGAAAUUGCAUUCAAAAUUUUGUAUGCUAGGAGAAAUGCACACAGUUUAAAAAGAAUUGUUUUCUUAAAAAAGCAAAUGUGACACAGAAAUGUGAUGAACUGAAUUUAAGGUUAGAAAAAUGAGGAACUAAGAGAAAACAGAUUAGACAGAUUAUCAAUCCUUUUGGGGAUAUCCCACUGUUUACAUUCUUCCCCUAAAUUGUGAGAGUUAUCCAUUUAUUCCUACUCUCCGCUUCCUGUUCUUUAACCAGUUACAUAGGGCAUGCCACACGACUGCUAAGUUUGCCUAGGAGCAUUUGGUGAGAGACUUUGUCAAAAGUCCAAGAACACAACACUUAACGGAUCAGCUUUAUCCACAUGCUUGUUGUUGUUGUUGAUGAUGAUAAUAAUAAUAAUAUUUUUAUCUAUAUGCAUUUACACACACACACUUUACCCUCCAAUAUGCAUUUCUGUACACAUUAUUUGGCUGGAACACUGCAUUACAAAACCCAGAGAAGUGAGGAUUUUGAAAUAUGGCAGCUCUUCAGAUCGCGUAUUGUUUCCGGAAGUGUGAAUUAGUUAGAUUUGCCUCUAAAUGCAAACUGAAUCUUAAUUUCUCCCCCACCCCAGUGUGCACACAUCACAACUUAUUUCUUUGGCUACAGCAGAACACUUAUUUCCAUCCUAUUUUCAGCUGGGGUGGGGACCCUGAAGGUGCCAGGGAAGGCCUGCGGGUACCAUGUUGGCAACUCCUACUCCAUGGUUCCCAGAGCAUGCUUAUUAGGUUUCUUAUUUGGACGUAAAAGUGGAACGGAGCUGUUUUAAAAACAAAAUGUAGCACUGGGUGUUCAACCAUUUUGGAGAGAAGCACGUUCAUGGGCUUCAGGUCUCUUGCUGUGUUUCCUGGACUAGGAUUUGGAAACAUUUUGUUACCGAGUCCUGAUGACAGAACGAUGGCUGUGACGGAAACAUCUUAAUGUCUGUGACAGCAUUUUUAUCCUGCGUGCUCUUUAAACACUUCUGCGUUGUGAAUUCGUGGAGAGAGAAUGGAAUCACCACCCCGAGGCAGAAAGUUUGAAGUAACAUUGCUGCUGCUUUUAUUAGCUCAAUGAAAAUUUCAUAUGUAUCCCCCUGCACUCAAAUACUGUACACAGCUUCCAGUCUUUGAUGGCUUUGUUUAUAAUUUCUCCGGCGUAGACUCUUUGAUUAUUUCUUAGCUGUGAGGCUUGGCAUUUCAACUGUAAUGUGCCGCUUUAGAGAAAGGAAUCGCGCGAAACUUGCUGGAGACUGAAUGUCUGUGGAGCCCUUAUUUGGCUGAGCAUAUUACGUUUGCUGAGCUUGGCAUUAGCUUUAUGUUUACACUCUGGCUUUCAUUUCAGGCAGCCUGUGAAUCCACAAUCCAGUGAAGCUGAGGGAUGGGGAUUUGAACUGAUUGACAAUCUGGUCCUGCUCAUGUUUCCUUUUGGUGCCCAAGCCCAAAAGUAGUGGGCCCUUCUCUGUUGUGGCACCUUGGUGGUGGAACUCUCAUUGCUCCCUAGAUGGGAUUCAUGUCAGGAGUUUUGCCCAUUAUGGCAUAAGUGUCACGGAAUCACAAAAUAUUAUUAUAUUUCCCAAUUCUGAAAAUGUGGCCAACCCGGUCCAGCAUUCCUUAAGGCACAUUAACACUCUUCUGUGAAAGGGGGUACAGUUUAGGGGUAGCCAAUUUAGCAGCCUCCAUCAGCCCCAGUCAACAUACCAGUGGUCAUGGAUGAUGGAAGCUGUAGUCUUAACAAUAUUUGGUCACAGGUCCUCUCUACCCUUCUGUUACGUUCUUACCUGGAUUACAGUGCAAACAUCUUGUUCCUUGUCACAAAAUAUUCCACAACACAAAUCCUUCCCUCAGUGGUAGUCCAGGUCUAGAAAAAGUGUCCUUGUCUACUGAGUCCUUGUCCAGGACAACUUGACAAUCUUCAAAUUGAGGAAAGUGUAGGUGAAGCACGAAUUUCAUCUGGCUUUUGAAAACUUGGUUACGUUUUUUUUGUUGUCCGCUGGUUUUGUGUGUUGGUUUCUUUAGAGACUUUGAUUGGGUCAGUAGGCCCAAAUGUCUUUAUCUAAUCCAUGGUAGUGAGUUAUACAGUGGUGCCUCCAGUUGGUGACGGGAUCCAUUCCAGAGCUCUGGUUGGAUCCCGAGGUUUCCGCAACCGGAGGGACUGCUUCUGUGCAUGCGCGCAGUGCGGUAGAGCGCUUCUGCGCAUGUGCGUGUGGUGAAACACUUCCAGGUUUGCCGUUUUCGCAACCCGAAGUUUACAUUACCCGAGGGUAACAUAAGCCGAGGUGCUACUGUAUUCAGAUUUGUUUUGUCCCAAGGGAGGCUUGGAACGGUAGGGAUGAAUUGUAGUCGCUUGCUUGCUUCUAGUUAGCAAUACCUUUUAAAGAGCUAAACUAUACUUGGACUAUUUAAGUCAUACAUCUAAAUUGAAAGGCAACAUUCUCAAGCAAAUGCUUGUUUUGUGAGAGUUUAGGCCACAAUGCAAAAGUGAGUGCUUAAGGAUAUUGAAACCUAUUACAGCAUAAGGCCUUCUCUUUUGGAUUUGGGCUGCUUUGCACAAUGCAUUUUUGCUCAACAAGUGCACUUUUUAUAGGUGGGAAAUAGUGUUGCGGAGCAGAAAAUUCAGCACAAUUGAAACUCUGGUGCUUUUUCCGCAGCAGGAGCAGCAAAACCAUAUGCUGGAGUAGCAUUUGCCUGUGUUGUAAGCUUGUGAAGUAGGGGGACAAAUUUGGUUUGGUGCAUGAUUGCUUGGGUAGGGUAGACUCAGACAGUGACAGGCCCAUGAUCACCCAGUGAAUUGCAUGGCUGUUGACAGAUGUGAAUCCAGGCCUCCAAAAGGCUCACGAUUCUGUGACUGCUGAAGUGGUUGGGGGCACUGCUUUACCUGGCCUCCCAUCACUGCAGAGGUGAGAUCAGCAUGAUACAAAAGCAACAGUAGAGUAGCCUGGCGUUCCUGCUGGUGUGUUUGCACCACGCAAACUUCUCUGCUGCUUUGCCCUCUGGGUAUGCUACGGUGGUGGCAGGGGGUCACUUAAGUAGCCCUACCAACUGUGCAAUUGUCAGGAUGUCCUAAUAUAAUGCUGCUUUUUCAAUAUUGUAGACUGUGCUAUGUACUAUAGGUGGUGUUGCAUGGAGAUUAUUUCACCUGUUCAAGCAUUUCUGCUUGACUGAUGGAAUGAUUUUGCUUUCGUUGUAGAACAAUGCAUCCCUUAUAAGAGGGGAAGGAAUGAAAAUAGUGGGCAUAUGCAAAAUGGGAUGUUCUUAUUUGGCUUAUUGUAAUAGAUUUGAGAACAUGGACCGUGUAUGACUGGUGCAAUUAUUGUGAAACUUAAGUUAUAGGGUUUUUUCCACUGUAUCAUUAAAAUAUCAAUUUUAAAGUGCUUGCUUUGCCAGAAUCUUCUUUGAGGGAAAAAUAAUAAUCAGAAAAGUCAUGAACAAAUACCACAAUGAUCUGAUGCAGGGGUGGGCUAAAAUUAGAUCAGGGUGUGCUGGUACCGGUAAAUCUCUGGGUUAUUUGCAGUAGGUUAGCAAGGGUUUCUGAGCCCAAAACAUUUUAAUAAACCAGCAUACAUGGCUUUUCCACCUAAACCAAGCUGCUAAAAUGAAGAAAGGUAACCAGCAGUGAACUUUGAUGCGAAGGAACAGUGAGUUCAGUUCAGUUCUGUACUGCAAAGAAAUUCCUGGACUCAGAAUGUGUUCAGAGACACCCUGUUCAAUUCUAAUUGGUUGUCGUUUGCACCUGACUCUGGUUGAUAGAUCAAAGAAGCCCUGACAAGCCCAAAGACUGCUCAUGCCUAAUCUAAAGAAUACAAAGCUGGACUCAUUUAAAAGCAUAUUCUAUACCUUUCCUGGGCAAGCCUUCAUGGAAUGGAUGGAAGUUUGCAAAAACAAUGCAGAACUCCCAUUCAUUUUUCUGGGCCUUGCUUAUGAGGUGUGCCUGGAGGCAGUGUUAGAAGCUCAGAUAUCUAAGCUAGGGGCCAAAUGGCUCCUUAAACCAAGGUUUCAGUCACCAAAAUGGCACUCCCCCUAUUGGUGACCCCAGGGGAGUUCCUAGUUGAUGUGCAUCAGCAGGACUCCCUCUACUGGUGGUUAACCGUUCCCGGACUUCAAGCGGACGGGCUGAAGUCGGAUAUAGUCGGUUAGGACCAAUGCCUACGCCAAUACCGCUCAUCACCUGAAACCAAUAAAGUUGUGGCCUUUUUUAACCCAUUAACCUUAAUAAUUGUGUCAUGCGUCAUUAUUUCCACCUUGGGGGAGGAGGGGGACUUGCCACACAACUUGAAGAAAAGUGACUAGAUCCAGGGACAGUCCAUAUAUCUAUUGGACCUAUUCCUACCUCUUUUUCUUAAUGGUGGCAUGGACCAUUCAUAAAAUUAAGAAUAUUAUUCAGGGCAGUGGGGUGCGGUAAGUGUAGACAAGCUACAACAGUUAACUAUAGCGUUGUUUGCUGCUCCUGCUCAGUCUGCACAGAAAAAGCAUUUUGGUUCUUGAAUUUCAUUCUGAUUAUGCAGAUAAAAUAUAACUGAUAGAAUUCUACAGGAUGGGGUAUUAGUGUGUGAAAACAGUCCAGAUCCCCAGACAUCACCUCUAGAUGGUGGAGAUGUCAGGUGCUAUCCUGGCCCCCAAGCAUCUUCACUUGGUAGCAAGUGGCCGAUAGCCAGGUGAAAAAUGCGCCUGGCUCCUGGCUAAUUUCAAACAUUGCCUGAAGGGUUAUGCCCAAUUAGUACGAAAACAUUUUUCUGUUUGUAUUUUUUGAAAGAAAGAAAGAAAGAAAGAAAGAAAGAAAGAAAGAAAGAAAGAAUUAGCACUUAAAUGAAAGAAUGCUUACCAUCAGGUGUGUUCACAUGGCAGUUUAUUCAGUUUUUAUGGCUUUCCCCUAACAAUUCAUGUUGUGCAAGUCUAGUGCUCAUUUCUGUGUUUGCUUCCUUGCUUCGCAUUUGUAAGAAAUCAAUAUUUUAUUGUGGUGGCACUUAACACUGUGGAACUCCCUGCUUGUUUACAUAAGGAAGCUGUGUUUGCUGUACUCGUGUGUGUGUGUGUGUGUGUGUGUGUGUGUGUGUGUGUCUGCUUACAACAUUUUUGCUUAGGGAAGCCCAUCCAGACAUGUAGAAUGAUGACAAGUGUUUUAACCUGGUUUUUAGCUUAUAGUUGAUUUUAAUUAUUAUUUUUGAAAUGAUUUCAGCAGGGUUUUUUUUUAAAAAAAACUUUUUAAAAAACUGAUAUUGUUUUUCUUGUAAAUCGCUUCAAGGUUUCGUUACAAUCAAGUUGUGUAUAAAUCUUGCAAAAUAAAUAAAUAGGGUGGAAGCAACAUCAAACUUCCAGCCUCUUACUUUGAGGGAUGGAGAGGUUCUGCGUACCAUUUAAGAAGCAAGCCACAACCUCUUGUUCUGGUGAUAAUUAGUACUAUAUGAAUUUACCUCUUAAUGCUGUUGCUUCUAAUCCAAUGAAAGGCAUUUGAUCUGCAUUCUGGGCACAGCCUUCCAAUGGAGCCAUUCAGGGAAGUCCUGACCUACUUUCUCUGAGGAAAGUGGGCAAGUCGGCCUUGCCCUUCUAAUUUGUCGGGAAAGGUUUUGAGGUAAAUUCUUCCCGGCUUAAACGCUCACGCACAGAAAAACUUUGCUGUAGAGCAUCAUUCACAGGCGGCAGCCCCUUGCUAGGCUAAGCGUUAAAUAUAGCAUGAAGCUUAACAGAACUUACCUGCAAUUAAGUAGUGGCAGUCUCUCAUUUGGCGCUCCGCAGUUGUCAAUUAGCCUUUAUUACGAGAGAUUUGUUUGCUAGAGGCUUUUGUGAAUGGAGGCUGUGCCCUAACUGUGGUUCUUGCUCACAACCUGAUUUUUUUUUUAAGGAUGUAAAUUUGUGUGUGCCAUUGCAGGGAUGCUUAUUUUAAAGUUGCACUCUUUCUUUCUUUUUCUUUUUCAAAAAAAGAGCCCCCCCCCAUCCCUGCAAGACAGUGACUAGAUUCUAAAUUCCUCUCCCCUGUAUUAGUAAAGUGGAUGUCCCUCAUUCAGAUCAUAGAAUCAUAGAGUUGUAAGGGAACUGCUGCCUGCAAUGCAAGAAUCUCAGCUAAAGCAUCCAUGACAGAUGGCCAACUUCUGCCAUCCAACCAGAUGUGCUGGUCUAAGUAGGCAGAAGAAGAGAGAGGGAAUGAGUCCCAUGUGGUGGUUGGAUCUAGGGGCAGUGGUGCCUGGUUCAUCAAGGUAAAUGGGGUACUGCUUCACCACCAACCCCAUUCUGCCUCCAGCCAGUCCCCACCCAUCUACCUUCUUCCUUACAUCCAGGCCAGGGACUGUCACUGGCUAUUAGCUUUCUUCUGCUAAUAGUCUCAGUGCUGCCCCAUGUAGAACUUAGCGGGGAGGAGGGAGAAGUAGAGUUGGUUGACUCCACUUGUUGUGGCUCCCCCUAUCAGUGUCUCUGGCUCCACCUCCUUUUGGCAUCCCUGUCUUCCACCCCACUAGUCUCAGUGGACGCUGGUCAUUAUUGCCUGGGGGCACUGUAAAUUUUGGAAAGGAAAAAGCCCUGCAUUGCUUAAAAAAAACCAAGAAUAGAAGACAUUGUGGAAUUGUAGACUUUGGAGGAUGAACUGCAGCAGUUGAGGGCUGAAUACCUCACAGAUAAGGAUGGGUACACACACUAAGUGGAACGGGAGUGAAGUGAGCUACAUGUCUCACCACGUGUCAGAGAAGGAUAAGCUUGUAUUGCUCCUCAGACAAACCCUGCCUCUUUUUGUCUUGUCCUUCAGUCCUGUCUUGUCCUUCGGUUUUGACUUCUGGCUUGUUCCAUGGCUUCUGAUUCCCAGCUCCUGGUUCAGUUCAACCUGCUGCCCAUGGCCAAGCUCUGGAAGGCAGUGACUCUUCAAGUCAAGGGUGGGGAGCUUGUGGCCCUCGAGAUCUUAUUGGACUCUCAACUCACAUCAGCUCCAGUUAGCAUGGGCAGUGGUGAUUGGGAUGAUGAGUAUUAUAGUUGAACAAUAUCUGAAGGGCCACAGAUUCUGUAUCCCUGCCACCUGAGAUGCCAUGGAUUGGACCUGGGACCUCAUCUCUCUUAUACAGCCUGCUACAGUGUAUGUUUAUGCCCUCUGAGCACUGAGAUGUGUCACCUACAUAUGGUUUAGAUAUGCACCUUUCAUUUUCAAGUUUGGAUAAGCUGCAUAUUGGCUAGCAUGGGAUUGAAGUGGAAAACAUAUGCUUCUACUUGUUUAAAUAUUGGUAUGGAUUUUGGGCAACUUGAGUCUGCUGAUGAGUAAUAGCAAUAAAGAGUACUUAAAAUAACAAGAUUAAAGUCAUCAUCUGGAAGCCGUAUGCAACAGAUGACCCCAAACCUUUUGAACUCAACUGGUAAUCAUCAUCAUCAUCAUCACCACCACAUUGUUAUUCACAUUCUUGAGUGUGACUCAGCCAUGCAUUUCUCUGUGUUACUGAUUGGACAUAUUCAUAUUGUAUUUAUGUGAAUUUGUAUUGUCCACUACUCAGAUAUUUUUAGGUUUGAGUUGUACAUAAGUUUCUAAGUAAAUUAAUAGAUAUGGCGGACUCAAGCUGUAAUGGGAUUUAUAAGUUAAAACAAGCAUUUUGAUUUGUGAUGCUUAGUCAUGCAGAAUAGAUUGCUGCUUCCAUGUCUCCAACUGAAAAGCAAAUUGCAUCAUUCUAGACCAGGUGGAAAUUCCAAAAGUCUUCAAAAGCAGUUCUACAUUGAGGAUAGGUGGGCAGUGCACUCAAAGUUACAAAGGCACCCGUUGAUUUCAGCUGUUUUGUUAGUUAACCUCUCUCCUUAAGACAAAAGGACUUGCCAAGUGGUCAAAUUUCCUGCAUCUUUCCCAUGUUUUUAUUAAGAAACAACAAAGACCCUAACCUACCCAAGCAUUCUAUUAAAAAAUGCUGGUGUAUAAGCUGGGUAUAAAAGUAAGGUGGCAAUAUUGAGAAAUCAAAAGUUGUGCAUUCAUCCUGAGGGCCAGAUUAGAAGGAAGCUCUGUUGGGACCAAACUACAUGUUGCACAUGACUGAAAUGUGGGUUCCUAUUUGCUUGCUGCAGUGGCACUGGGAUUCCAGUUAGGAAAGUGGCAUGGCAGAGAAGAAGUUCAUUAUGAACGAAGUACUUUCAUUCACCAAGGCAAUGAAAAUAAAUGUCGGUUCCACCUACUUGCUUUAUCCUCUUGUCAGAUGUUUGACUUUUUAAUAUCUCAGUCAAGGUACAUUGGGUUGUCCUAAUAGCACUGUGGUAUCUGCCAUUCAACACUGAAAGGUAUAAAAGAAUGCUGUGUGUGAGUGUGUGGCGCACGCUAUGUGCAGUAGAACAAACCACCCAAAUCCUGGCUUCUGCUGAGUCAGUUGCACACCAGUCACAGGCACGUAAUGUGUCUGGAACAUACGGUCCAACCAACUCGGGCCUCCUGCCAAGCUGUCUCGCUAGGCAAGGGAGAAGAGAGUCUCCGUGGCACAACUCUUGACGGAUUAUCUCCAGAUCAGCAGCUGCUGUCUGAGAGCUUGCUUAUGCACACCCUGCAUCAUGAACAACUUAUUAACCCUCUGGACCCACUGAAGGCAUUGACACUUACCUAUAAAUAGUCUUCCUUGCUUUUUUCCCUUGCCUUUCAGUAGACGAAUUAGAGCAAAUAAAAAGGUUGCAAUUCAAGGAUUUCUCCAAGGCAGGAUUGACCUACAUAUUCAGUGCUCCUGAUUUUCUUUUCCUUAAAGAAGUUUAUAUGUUUGCAAGGUCCACAAGUAAGUUUGAAUAAACAUGUCAACUUACUGUGAGUCAGACUUCACUUUAUAGGCAUGAGCUACAGAGAGUUGUGCAAAACUGUCAGUUGAGUGAAAGAGAACUGAACAUAUAUUCCGUUGAAUCAGGAACCGCAAAGGAAAAUUGGAUGCACACCUGAGUGUUAAUGCCAUCUAUCUGCACUGAGUUGCUAUUCAGUAGGCUGUACAGUCAAAUCUGUUGCUCAGUCUAUGUUCUGGUGCAACUAGAAAUAGUGCCUUUUUAAAAAGUAUGACUGCAUCCAAGUCAGGGUGUUUUGAGUUCUAACACCAAAGUCCUUGUUGAGUUUGCUGAUUUUGUUGCUAUAAUUUUAAUCUGUCAUGGUUGUUAUUUUGCGGUCUAUAUAUUGUUGAUAUUGCUGUUCAUUUCAAUAUAGUUGAUAUAAGGCAGUCUUGUGUAAUAGUUCCUUAUUCAGAAGGUAUGAUGUAAAUUUCAUAUCUCAUUCUUUUAAUGCUGCAAAAAAUCGAGUGCCUAGGAUGCUGGCUGAGGCUGCUGGGAGUUGAAGUUCAGCAACGUAUGCAGUGCCAGAGAUUUUCCAUCCCUAGCUUAAGAUCAAAGUUCAGUUUUGGGUGUUUUCCCUCUCCUCCAGCAACCCUGUCCCACAUUAUUCAGUAGCGCUGCUGACCCUUCCAGAGAAGCUUUUCAGCAGAUGCAUUUGGCUUCAUGAGCAAGGACAGAACAGGAAACACUCCUUCCGUGAACCUCUUCCAGUUAACUUGUCUUGGGAUCCAAACCAAAGUGUACUGUAUCUCUAGUUUUGGUCCAGCAUUGCUGGCCGCCUUCUUAGUACUUUUGUUUGGAUUUCUUUUCAAGGCUGUCCAGAGGACUUGGGAUGGGUUUACACAGGGGAUGCUAUCAACUGUACAGACAUCUGUGUUACAUAGGUUAAAUGUCAUAGCUUCCCAGAAGAGCCCUGAGAACGGGAGUUCGGAAUUUUCUAGCAGUGAUCCAGAACACUCCCGUGAGAGCUACAGUUUUUCCUGUUUCCUAAACUAAGGAAUGGGAGUCAAGCCAGUUUAAGGCUGGCUCAUAUUACGUGGUGUGCCCUUCUGUUUCACAACAACUCUCUUAGGAUGAGUGAUAGCAAAACAUCCUAGGACUAGGCUAUGAAAUUUGUUGCUGGAAAGCCACUUCAGAUAGUACCUUUUUCUUAAUGAAAUGUAUUUUCACUUGAAAUAUAGGACAGAGAUGGGUAAUCUGUGGCCUUCUAGAAAUUUUGGGCCCAUCCAACAAUGAUGUGAGUUUGAAUCCAAUAACGUCUGGAAGGCUCCAUUCCCGAUACAGCACAAAACUAUUUGCUUUAUUGUAAAUUGCCCAGAAACAUAGCAUCUUCCUUUUCUUACGCUCACUGCGUCUUGGGAAGGCUGUGUCUCCAUUUUGCCUGUGUUGUUUAAAAAUGCAUUGUAUCUGCUGAGACAAUCUUUUCUAUAUUGCUUCAUUUUCUUAAAAAACAUAGUCUGGUCCCGUUCUCCCCCAGUUUGCACAACUAGACCCUAGUCAAAGAUCCAUCAUGGUUGGGAAAACAACAUUGUCGUGAAUCAACUUGCAUUCGUAGUUAUGUGAAUAGUGUGAAAUAGUCGUUUUUUGAGGAAACUGUGCAACUUUGUUCAUCAAGGGCAGGAGGAAAAGCCAUCAGUGCUAAUUAAUAAACAGAAGAAAAACAGCCAAGUUUUCCAACACAGGAGUCAAAUUAACACAUAGCAGGUCCAAGUACAAAGUGAAGAUCAGCCGGGUCCUGGCUCUUACCAAAAGGGCAACAGCUGCCCCCACCCCAGCAGAGAAUGCCCUAACGCAGCCUUUCUCAACCUGUGGGUCCCCAGAUGUUGUUGAACUACAACUCCCAUCACCCCUAGCUAGCAAGGCCAGAGCUCAGGGAUGAUGGGAGUUGUAGUCCAACAACAUCUGGGGACCCACAGGUUGAGAACCGCUGCCCUAACGGAAUGGCCUGUCACUACCCUGUAAUGACAGAAGUGAAGGAAAGAGCAAUCUCUGUCUCAGAGGAGCAAAGGCUUCAGCUAGGAUGACUCAGUUGGUAGAGCAUGGGGCUUUUAACCUCAGAGCCGUGAGUUUGAGCCCUACGUUGGGCAAAAAGAUUCCUGCAUUGCAGGCGGGUGGACUAGAUGACCCUUGGGGGUACCUUACAAUUCUGUGGUUCUAUAGAAGUUGCUCUACUCCCACCCAGCGAUAAAAUUUGAAACUGCUUACUGAGUCUCUGCUGUAGUGCCCAGCCUAUUUAGAGGAUACCUAUGGAAUAUAUUAAGUUUUUUAAAAAAACACAAAAAACUGCCCUUAUCUUUUAACGGUAAAAUUAUAACUAUCUGUACAGUGGUACCUCUAGAUACGAACGGGAUCCGUUCUGGAGCCCCGUUCACAUCUAGAAGCAAACGUAACUAGUGAUGGCAUGUCUGCGCACGCGUGUGUCGCUUUUUGCCACUUAUGCGCAUGACAUCAUUUUGAGCAUCUGAGAAUGUGCAAGCGGCGAAACCCGGAAGUAACGUGCUCCAUUACUUCCGGGUUGCCGCAGAGCGCAGCUCGAACGUGCUCAACUCGAGGUAUGACUGUAUAAACCGCUGAGUAUCCCAAAGGGAGUCCUAUUAUAUAACAUACCUUUAGAAUAUUAUUUAUUAAAUCUUUUUAUAUUGCCUUUGCAAGUACAGUAGAGCAUAUAUUUAGGGAAAGUGAAAGAACCGAACUGGAACUUGCUGAAAAAACUGAACUGGAACUUUCCAUUUCAAAGGAUGUCGCUUUUCGAACUGAAGAUGGAAAGACACAAACAGGUCAACACGUUGCACCUUUUGUCCGGAUGCACUGCUGCUCCCGUUCCAUAUAGGACCCUCGUUCUGUUUAUUUAUGGAGUGUUCGGAUUGCCAGGGCACCCAACCUGAAGACUGUGAAAGCGGUGCAAGGCCUGCAAAGUGGUUCUCGCGAGCCCUUGUGGUUGGCAGGGAGAGGCGGGAGGCGUGCGUAAUCCUUGUUAAUGCUGUUACCGUACAGUAGGUCACUGCUUUAGGGAGCUUUGCUCAGCUUGCUUACUUGGGAGUCUUGGCUUCUCUUGGGAGAUGUUAACCUCCUCCUUAGAGAAAAGGAAGAAAGAUCAAAGCGGAGAACAGUCGAAAUUGAUUUUUUUAAAUAAAAAACUUCUUUUGAGGGGGGAAACGUGCUCGGGAAGUCGCAGUGGUAAAAGCAUUGUGCAUGUUGGCAGAUCAGAAGGUGCUUUUCAUAAUACAUCAACUAAAGAGGAGCAGGCGUCCUUAGAGAGCUGUGUUGCAUUCUUGGUCAAACAUUUAACAUAACAUGUAUAAAUAUUUUUCUCCCCAGAUAGACAGCAGAGCGUUGGUUUCUCAUUUCCCUCCCCCCCCCCCCCCCGGUCAAUGCCUGCUUUCAAGUAGGAUGCGUGUUACUCCCUUUCCCAUGUACAUACACACACACACAGAGAGAGAGAGAGAGAGAGAGAGAGCGCUUUAGGGGAUGAUCAUUCAAAGAAGCUAUGUGGUAGCAAAAUCUGAAGCAUGUUAUUGUUAUGCUUAUUAUGCUUAUAAUAUGUGAAGUUUGGAAGACAGCACUCUUGCAUGGUACUUGCACACCAUACAUUUAAAGCACAUUUAAAUGCACCUCCCACCAAAUCCUGGGCACUGUAGGUUGUAGGGACUUGUGAAGGGUAAACCACAGGUCCCAGGAUUCUUUGAGGGAGAAAAAUGUGAUUUAAAUGCAUGAUAUGUGUCAGGGAACUUCCAUCAACUCAAAGGCGGGAGGUGGAAGGGCAGUUGGGUUACAGGGAGCCGCCAAAGAUAUUGAGAAGCAGUUCGUCCUCCGGGGAGGAGCGAAGCCACGCCUCCAGUGGGGAAGGGAUGCAGGGCUCGGAGGAUGCAGGGGAGAGCCGCAGCGCCAAACCUGAGCAAAGCGGGGGGGGGGAGGCAGGUCCCCCUUUGCCCACUCCCUCUCUGCGCAGUAGGCUCACGCGCAGAGAGGGGAGGCGUAGGAUGGGGGUCAAAAAACUGCUCUGCUGGGGAAAGUUUAAGGACCGCCCCCUCCCAGAUUCUGCUAGCGACUGAGCAGACAUGGAAUUGAGUCUGUCUGCAUUGUGAACGUUUUGGACAAAUAAUAAAGCCUCGAAAAGACCAACGGGGAGUCUUGCCUGUUUGCUCUCGAGCAACCACGCCGGCAGUCAUAACAAUAUGUAAGCAGCCUAUGUCAAAGUGAACAAGGUUUUUGUGGGGUGGCUAGGGAAGGCUAGCAGUCAUGGGAUGACUUGUAGCUGCAUGGUCCUCUAGCCCAGUAGGGAAUGCUACUUCAGCAUCCCUGAUAGUUGGCCUAUCAGGCUCUGCUAUCAAAGGGGCAUCCACGACUGGGCAAGGCAGUCUGUUCCACUUUCAAAGUCAGCUUCUACUCCCAAGAGGUUGUUGCUAAUGUUUCUGGAAAUUUGAACAAGCAGUUUUGGGGCUUACCCCCUGGAACCACAGGGAAAAAAUUUGCUCCAUCGGUGGCCACCAUUACUUGACCGGCUGGACUGUUUGUGAGGAGCCAGAAUACCAUGGUUAUCGAAUCAACCAUUGAAUCCUUGGAAGUGGCUGAGUAUACUGCUUUAAAUGUCUACUGCAGAUGGUUCCUAGGUCUGGGUUCUCCAAUGUGUAUACAUGGCUAUAUAUAAGCCAGUGUGUGUUUUUCUGUGAGAGGUGCUGAUGUUUUCUGCAGUGAGCACUGAGUGCCUUGAGCUGCCUUUAAAUUGCAGGCCUGUCGAUCCAACAUAGAUUUUAUGAAGGAAAGCAGUAUAUGGACUUCCUACUUUUUACAGCUUCUGUGUUGAGUCUAAAUAUGUGCUAGUAGAUUUCAUCUAAUUGUUUACAUUUCCUUGGUUUUUAAUUUGUUUUGAAGAACAUUACAUUAGUUUUAUAGUGAAAUAACACCAAUCAGUUCCAGAAAAACUUGUAGAGUGUUACAUGCUUACAUCAAUCACAUCUGAGGGGGAAAAAAUUGAGCGGGGACACUGUCAAUUAACCGAAUCAUUGAAUAGACACAACCAAGGCUUCAGCUGUGACAUAACCUCUCCAUAACUGAGCAUGAGCAGUGGGAAUAUUACAUUAUAAAGUCAUUUAUAUUUGCAUAGUUGAUAUAUGGCAGUCAUGUCCAACAGGUAGAUCGUGAUCUACCUGUAGAUCAGUGGACAUUCUGUGGUAGAUCACUGGUAGAUCAGUGGCUCCCCCCAAAGAAGCUCAACAACUUUGACCUGAACCCCCCAAAACAGGGAUUUCCCUCCUAAAAAAAGUUCAGUAACUUUGACCUGAACCCCUAAAAAAUGGGCCUUCCUCCUCCCUUAAAAAGGGCUCAACAACUUUGACCUGAACCCCCCACUGGGGGGCAGAUCACCGCCAGUUUUUAACUCUGUUAGUAGAUCACAGUCUCUUUGGAGUUGGCAACCCCUGAUAUAUGGGAACUAUAUCUUAUCAAAAUGAUCAUGCUUAGUUUAGCAUCUUAACAACGUCCAUGUUACAUUAGAUGUUUGGAAAGAGCCAGAUGCCAAACUUUCCCUUGCCAAUCCCUGAAUGUGCAGUGGUAAAACAGCAUUGCAGUUACAUCCUUACAUAUAAGGGGAGGGUCUAGAAUAGUGUGUGGUGACAGAAGGGCCAGAGCUGGGUUAUUACUGGAAACAACAUAAAAAAUGCUUUGCUCCAAACCCAAGGUUUUAAACAGGAAAGAGUGCAUCUAUGUGCCCUUUUCUGUGUAAAUGUACAAUACACACUAUUUGUGUUAUUUAACCUGAGGUUGGAGUAUUCUUUGUUGUUUUUGACAUGCCCGUAGCCAACAAGUGCUCCGUCGGUCAAGGACAAGUCUUUCAGUAUGUGAAUUCAGUGGCUUUUCAGUGGAGAUUGAAAAGGUUCAUUCCCUGAGACAAUAAAAUAGUUUUUCUUAGACUGGGUUCUUGUGUUACCUUGGUGGUAUGAGAACCACAGCCGCACUGAUCUUACCUUCGCUAACAAUGUAAUGCAAGUCAUUAUGGGCAAUACUGACAAGGUAACAUAAUAAUGCAGUGUCUUAGUCUUCUUAUGUAAGCCUUCUUUUAUUUCUGCAUUAAAUGCUAGGAUGGCUUAGUAGUAUUUUACCUUUAAAAAAAAAGUUUCAGGUUUGGUUUAGGUGGUUGUUGAAAGAAAGAAAAGACCAAAGAGCAGGGGAAAAACGGUGAACUAGCAUACUCUGAUAGCAAAGCAUUCUGCAAAUAAUAAACCAUGCAUUUAAAUCACACAACUUACCCCCAAAUAAUCUUGCAAGCUGUAUUUUAAUGGCAUUGUACCUCUGUGAGGUUUAAACUAUAGUUCCCAGGAUUAUUUGAGGAAGACCAUGGGCUUUAAAUGUAGGGAGUGCAUGCAGCCCAAACUGGGUCAGAAACACCGUUAAUACUGCAAAUCUCAGUUGCAGAGUGAUUUUUAAAAAUGGAAUAGGAUUCCAGAUGUGGUGAUCAACUUCUUCUGUAUAUUUAUGUACCUUCAUCUCAAAAGAGCAUUUGAGCCUGGUGGGAAUAUGUUCCUGAUCUCAUUAGCCAUGUUUAGACACUUAAGAGCAAACAAUACAUUUAGUCUACAGGUGGAGACUCUUAGGGUCACCAGCUUAAAAAGUCAUGUCAGGGACCCCAGUUUAGUCCACGAGGCCAUUUCUCUCAAGCCCCACACCUGAGAUCAUAUGAUGUCGGAUGUCAGACAGCUAUAUUCCUGGCUGCAAAGGGACAGUCAGGGGUGUGACAGUGUGCUUCUGAUUGUUCCUCAUCAACUACGGCUUGUAUUCAGCACCUUUUCAGUUUGGGCACUAAAUACAAGCCUUGUUGGGAUGGGUUCGCCCGAUAGCAGUUGAGUUCAGCCAGCUUGCUUUUGGCACUCAAUUCUGGAUCGGGUCAGCAGACCUUUGCACCUUUUAAUGUGCUCCUUCCCUUUUCCACUUCCAUGAUUUGCUCCAAUCACAACACGGGUUUUCUUUGUAACGGAUUUAAAUUGAGUUUCCAGACUCUGGUGACAAGGGUAACCUAGGUUCUUGACAUCGACCAUAGUUGUUUAUAGCCGCCCCUGUUACUUCUAUCCCACUGUUCUUCCAACCUAGAUUCUUGACAUCGACCAUAGUUGUGUAUAGCAGCUGCUGUUACUUCUAUCCCACCAGCAUGCCCUCCCCUUUCAUUUUGCCCCCCUCCCAAACAACCCUGUUAUGUAGUUUAGACUAUGAGAUAGUGACAGGCCCAAGAUCACCCAGUCAGUUCCAUGGCUGGGUAGGCAUUUGGAUCUCCCUAACCCUAGUGGAGUGCUCUAACUGCUACACCAUGCUGACUUAGUUUUAGCAAUGCAGGAUGCAAGGCAGCACUGUGGUAAAAGGAAACAAUGGAAAGUGAGUGAAAGGGGUCUCAAAGGAGAGGGGAGAAAGGUAUGGUGGAAGGAUCAUCAACCAGUGCUAGGACAUGGUGCACUGACUCAGUUGUUACUUGAGUUUGACUUAGACUAAUCACUUUCCCUGUCAUUAUCUGUAAUAAGUGGUGUGUUGUCCCCCCGCCCCCAAUUUUUUUAUUGGUUUUCCACAUUUAUGACAAAAAAUACAUUACCAAACACACAACAAAGAAAAACACUUUACAAUACAAUAAACUAAACAGAAAAAAAAUAUUUCUUCAGAUAUCUUACUCUCAUAGCAUUAAUAACUGACUUCCUCGCAUCCCCUCUAACUGAAUUUCAUUAUAUCACCUGUAUGACAGUUCUCCAAAUUUAUAUUUCUAAUAAAAUUGACUCCUAACAUUUACUAAGUCCUUCUCCUUUAUUAAUAUGUAAUAAGUGGUGUGUUGGGUUAAAAAUACAUUUUGAGAUUUCUUUGAAUUCUGCCGUUCAGAUGAUAGAAUGGAAUAGCUUGCAAGACGAGAGGGGACUGCUUUCAAUAAGCAGUUACUUUUGCACUCUUUCUCCCCGUUCACAAUUUUUUUGUGGGGUGUGUGUGUGGAAUGUGCAGUCACAUAGCAAAGAAAAACAUAACCUGGAGGUAUGCUCCCUCCUACCCCUUCUCUGAAUAUAGGACUCUGUUUCGAACAUGAGAGGAGACAUUUUAAUAGUUCUGUUGGGUUGCUAUGUGUGGAAUGUAAUAGUUCAUGCAUCAAAGACUCUGAAAUGGAUCCAGGUGCAUGACCGGCCGUUGCUUUUUCUAAAACGAAGUACUGUGAGCAAGAAGUUGGGAGCGACAGAACAGCAUAAAAAAUGAGCAAGUGGAAAUUUAAACAGCCCGUGCUUUAAUCUUAAAAACUUGCUUACUUCUGUCAGCCUGUGUACCUGUCAGUCUUAAGCUUUUGUAGUACAAAGCUGUCUUGUGGUUGCAUGGGGGCUAAUUCAACCUUUUGUUCAUUGUCGUGUUUAGCUUUCAUUUAGAAUUUUGUCUUUGCUCUUUAUCCUGGAUAAAAAAAGAAAUACUUUUUUUUAAAAAAUGCACCCAGAUCCUUCCCAGAGUACAAGGACUGAAAAUGUGCUGGUUUAGCCUCAGACACCAAAAGCCAGCCCAUGCAAAAAGAGCUUGCUCUUGGACAGUCUUCCCUGCACCCAAUUGGUGACCUCCAAAGGUUGUGGGACUUCCAACUCCCAGCAUCCCCAGCCAACAUAGUCAGUAGUCAGAGACGGUGAGAGCUAUAGUUCGGCAACAUUCGGAGCAGCAGCAGAUAGCAUGAUGAGGCAGUGGCACUCACCUGACUUCCUUACAUCACUGCUGCUUACUACGAGGCAGAGGAGGAGACGCUGUCAAGGUCAGCAUGGUGCGAACACACCAUCAAGAUACCUGGGUUGGCUCCCACCAUUCCUUUGCAUCCAGCCAGUCCCUGACACAUGGCCACUUCUGACCAUGGGUACCCUGCACAUUUCCGCAUAUUUUAAUGAAGUAUUAAAUGUCUUAUUUAUUGGGGAAAUAUUCUAGAAGGCUAUAUGAAGCAGGGUGCUUUACUUCAGAGUAAAAAGUAGGAUCUGGUGCUGAGAUUUGUGUUUAAACUUGCUUAAAAUACACCAGCUACCUAUGUUGUCUGUGUGCUUGAAAACAUGAGUUUUCAAAAAAAAUAAAUUGUUUAGAAAUACUGCUAGUUUCUUGGUCUUUUGUCUUGGAAUGGCAGUCUGUGUGAGGUUACACACUUGAAAAGAAAAUCUGCAUAAUUGGCCAAUAAAAUCAUCCCAUGUGAUAAUUAAAAACAAUCCAAUAAACACUUAAACAGAAGCAGUAUGCAGGAGGCUGGAUGUAGCAAUAGACUGGACGAGGGCCAAUAAACUGAGACUCAGUGCAGACAACUGCUGGCGUGUAGUACUCUUGGUGGAUGUUUCAAUGUCCCAGCCAAAUGUCAUUCUGUCAGUUCCGGAGGGAACUGUUCACACCAUAAAGCAGGGGUGGCCACCUCCCAAAAGACUGUGAUCUACUCACAGAGUUAAAGACUGGCAGUGAUCUACCCCAUUUUUUUGGGGGGGGGGGUUUCAGAUCAAAGUUGUUGAGCUUCUUUGGGGGGGGGGCACUGAUAUACCAGUGAUCUACCACAGAACGUCCACUGAUCUACUGGUAGAUGACGAUCUACCUGUUGGACAUGCCUGCCAUAAAGGACCAGCGUCACAGUUUUGGGAUACUCAUUGACCCAAGGUAUUCUGUCUGCUUGCUAAUGUGGCUGUUACAUUUUUGCGUCUUGCUUUGGACUUGUUUGCAUGUUGUUUUGUGAGGGCAUAACUCUUUAGGCAACUGGAAAUUAAUUCAGUAAAUGAACUGAUAACAUAGUCCAUGGAGCAAGACCUCAUCUAAUGAUCUAAUGGCGCUAGGGUGUUAACUGAGAUUUCCAGAAGCUUUGGGCCUGAUAUAGCUUGAUUCUGUAGCUUUGCAGAGGCGGGCACAUACCCCCAGAGCCAACUCUGCAAUGUGGCACAGAGCGAAGCAACCUAGCUCUAGUGGCGCCUGGAGCUAGAGAGAUAGAUGAAGGCAAGAACUGUUUUCGAAGUGCAAAAAUAUCCCUCCUGCAUCAACCCAAAGGCUCAUCUACUCCAGCAUCUUGUUCUCUUGAUGGCCAGCCAGAUGCAAGCAGGACCUGAAUCCAACAGCACUCUCCCCGCCUUCGAUUCCCAACAUUGGUCGCCAUUGAAUGCCUCACCUUCCUGCAUGAAUUUGACUAAUCCUCUUUUAAAGCUAUCCAAGUUGGCGGACAUCUUCUGGACUGUAGUGGGAUGUGGUGAAUGGCGCAGCAAGUUUUUUAUGAAAUGUUGGGCCUGGGAGUGGAUGGGCACCUUUUCGGUUCCUCUUCAGUCAGCAAAAUGUCUUAGGCUACAACUUGCAUGCGCCAGGCACCUUCUACUGAAGCCCUUCAAGGGACCUUCUGUAGCAAGAUGGACCCUUUGGAACAAAGGACUGAAAUCAGAAAGCAAAACGCACAAACAUCUUUAUUCGUGCUCAGUAAACAGAUUUACUCACUCACACAACUCUACAGAUCCUGACCACAAGUUUUACACGGUUCCCCUCCUUAGCACGUGGCCUUGCAGAAUGUGCAAGUACUUUCAUGUUGCAAAACCGCAGUCCUGCCUUGGCAACACCAUUAUUGCACCUAAACUAUGUAUGCCCUAACUCGAGUUCUUCCUGCCUGAGAAAAACAACAACUAAUAUUAGCCCACAAUGAAAAUCUGCCAGGGAAGUAAGUAAAGGUUUUGAUCAUCAACAGGAGAAAAGAUUUGUCUUACCACUUUUAUGGGGUUAAAAAGCAUAAGGCAGCCUUGUAUUGGGAGGUUUCUAAUGCUUGAUGAUUGUAUUAUAUUUUUAGAUAUACUGUAAGCCGCACAGAGUGGCUGUAUAGCUGGGGUGUAAAUAAUAAAAUUAUUAUUAUUAUUAUUAUUAUUAUUAUUAUUAUGGGAUGGUAUAUUUUGUGUAAGAGUUAAUUGUGAUGUUACAAUGCAGUCUUGCAUCAUGUGGGUACUGAUAUUAUGUGUGCAGUGCAAUGCAGUGUAAUUAUAAAAAUAUUUUACUAGUUUUCUUUUAUAAAAAUCUUGUUGAAGCUUUUGAGUGGAAUUCAUUGUGUUCUAUGAAGCCACUUGGUCACUGUUCUAGAAGGAUUAUUGGGGAUGGGAGGAAUUGCCUUAGGCAAUAGAUGGUAUAUUGGAGGAAAUAGAUGCUGUAUUUCCUGCAGGUAAUAUUAGAUUGUAAACCUUUUUGUUUGUGUCUGCAUGCCUCUGGGCGUUGUAUGGUAAGCUCGUCUGUCUCGUGUUUUCUUCCCUGAUCUAAUGCACCCUGCCUAUUAUCCCCCGCUUUUUUGACCUGUGUACAGUCUGAAUGAUGCAAAUCAUAAGUGCUUCUAUUGCAGCCUGAUUCUCAACAAGACAAAAGUCCAACUGACUUUAAGUAGGACUUGUUUCCUAGCAAUUAUGUUUAGAAUUGCAAUCAAAAUACUGAGCUGAAAUUAUUUAGGAGAAAGUGCCAUUGAACACAGAGGGACUUAUUAAGUAAACCUCUAAAGCAGGAUUUCCCAAACUUGGGUCUUCAUCUGUUUUUUGUCUAGAAUUCCCAUCAUCUCUGACCACUGGUCCUGCUAGCUAGGGAUGAUGGGAGUUGUAGUCCAAAAACAGCUGGAGACCCAUGUUUGGGAAACCCUGCUCUCUAGCAUCUGGAUGCAAGGCUCAGUCCCACUAAACUUGGUGGGGCUUGCUUCUUAGUAAACAUUCUCAGGAUUGGGCUAUGUGUUGGGUACAACUGGGGCAAAAUGGGGGGUUGGAAUUAUGAGUAGUAAGAAGUGAUGGGUCUUCUGCAGGUGAGGCCAAACUUAAAAGUGGUGUGAAAUAAAUGUGUGCGUUUAGUCCUUCUGCACAUUGCCAGAAUCAGAAAUGCAUUGCGUUGCCAUCCUCUCCAUAUAGCAUUAGUACACUAGGAAUCCAGAGACAGGGUGUAUGGCAAGCUGGUAUUCCAAUGCUGCAGAUGUAAUGUGAUGCUGGUUACAUAUUACUCCCCCCCACCAUGAGCAUGUUUUGUGUGUCCAACAUAACCUUUCCUUUAAAAAAAAAAAAGAACUUGAGAAAUGUUGUUCCUGGGCCAACAUAUAGUUCUGCUACAGAAACCUUAAUAGGGCUUAAUAGAUGAAAAAUGCAUCACAGUAUGUGAGCUGAGUCUAGCUUCAGUUGUCUGUGUUUAUGGAGACUGAACUUCCUGUAACAUUAGAGAAUCCAGUCCACAUGUUGUGUAUUCCAGUUCUCUAGAAUCCGGAUCAGUACCACCAGUCUAGGUUUACACAAAGCUCAGAAACUGUAGAGAUCAGGGCCCUGAGGAAGCUGCAAGGGAAUCGAUUUCUGGUGGACUUUUCUCAUGGUGAAAUACAGUGGUGCCUCGCAAGACGAAAUUAAUCCGUUCCGCGAGUAUCUUCGUCUAGCGGUUUUUUCAUCUUGCGAAGCAACCCUAUUAGCGGCUUAGCGCUAUUAGCGGUUUAGCGGCUGUUAAAGGCUUAGCGGCUUAGCGGCUUAGCUGCUAAAAGGCUAUUAGCGGCUUAGCGGCUUAGAAAAAGGGGGGGGAGCGAAAAAAAAAUCUCAAGACUCGCAAGACAUUUUCGCCUUGCGAAGCAAGCCCAUAGGGAAAUUCGUCCUGCGAAGCAACUCAAAAACGGAAAACCCUUUCGUCUAGCGGGUUUUCCGUCUUGCGAGGCAUUCGUCUUGCGGGGCACCACUGUAUGUGUUUGAAUCUGUUCUGAACGAGGUGUUUUGGUCACCAGCCUUUGCGCAGAGUAUGUCUUAGGUACCCCUCCCAAUUUGGAUCAGUGACGUAUCACUUUUACUGUAGCCCUGUGCUGGUGUUCUCUUGUUUGAUUUGAGUUGAUUCAAUAUGUGUAUUCCUGUUUUCCAACAACAAAUGUUGAGCUGAAAGCAGCUCACAAUAGCAUGAAAAACAAUACCAAACACAAGAGCCUAUAAAGCAAACAACAACAGAUUCAUCAAAACAAUUACUACAAUUCAAUAUUAAGUCAUAGCAACUGAUGGUAUUGUCAGGAUACUACAUAAUCCCAUGGGACCUUAUUCCAGUUGUGGGUUAUCAAAUGUGUUCUUCACCAUUAGGUUGUAGUUGUGAGAGGGGAAGAAUGGGGAUACAUUUGCAAGCCACACCUUUUCUGAAGUUGUUCUCCAUGUUUUGGAGAGCUUCUACAAGCAUAGCACUUUCUCUGCCGCAGCACCUCGGAAUAUGUGACAACAGGGUGUUUGAGCUGGCUCACAUAUCCUCUCCUCCUCCCCCCUCAAGCUUGCAUGAUGAAAAAGAUGCCUUAAAGAGGGACUUGGUAUGAUGUUAAUUGCACUGAAUUGUGCAGAACUUUCAGGCAGAAGUGAUUGUGAGUUAUGAACAAAAGGAGAGCACUACACAUUUCAAGGGGUGGCGCUGUGGGUUAAACCUCAGAGUCUAGGACUUGCUGAUCAGAAGGUCGGCACUUUGAAUCCCCGUGAUGGGAUGAGCUCCCGUUGCUCGGUCCCUGCUGCUGCCCACCUAGCAGUUUGAAAGCAUGUCAAGUGCAAGUAGAUAAAUGGGUACCGCUCCGGCGGGAAGGUAAAUGGCGUUUCCGUGCGCUGCUCUGGUUCACCAGAAGCGGCUUAGUCAUGCUGGCCACAUGACCUGGAAGCUGUCUGUGGAUAAAUGCAGGCUCCCUCGGCCUAUAGAGCGAGAUGAGGGCCGCAACCCCAGAGUUGGCCACGACUGGACCCUUUACCCUUUUUACACAUUUCAAACCCACACAUUAUGUUUGCUAAUAAGUCAUGGUGAAGAUGCUGUAAGGCUGUUAAAGGGUGCUUAUGCAUGUCUGUGUAUUUGUGGUUUUUGUCUGAACCACAUCCAUGAGUUAAGUGUUUGAACACUUGUGGGCACAGCAGGAUGGGGCAGUAAAUAAUGCCUGCGAAAUCAUUAUUUUAAGUACAGAGUAUGAUCUGCAUGAACAUUUUAAAUUAAGGCUGAACGAUUCAAUCAGUUUCUGCAUAUAUCUGAGAAUACAUUUUUUUAAAAUUCCCAUGGACAUUUGCAUUUAAAUGGACAGUUGAGUACUUACUUCUAAAGCAUUUUUUUCUUUUUAAAAAAGUAUUUUAAAAUGCAUUUUUGAUGCACGUUUAAAUCCAAUAACAGUUUUUGAACAUGUGGGAGGUGAGAGUAUCAAUUGAUAGUGCAAAUGCCAACCCACACAAAUGUAUUUAAAUGCAAAACUACCCAAUUCACACUGUCCAAAACAAAAUGAGAACUGAAACACAGGAUCCUUCAAAAUUUGCACUUCCCUGAAUUUUGCAAUGUAGUUCCCCAGCCAGCAGUGUGUACAAAAUUCAUAUACUAGGGUAUGUGCAUAAAAAUGUAUAUGUUAGUGAAAAUAACAUUAAAAUGCAUUGUAUUUAGGGAAAUCACUUUGCAACAAUGGGUUUAUUAGGCAAGAUUGUAUAGCAACAUGUGCAUAUCAGGAUAUAUUUGCUGAUGGAUUUUCAUGAGGACUUUUUUCUUUAAAAUAACAAUCACAAACUGAUUUGGAAAUGUGGAGAACUGAAUUUAGGAAUGCAGGAGUUGGGUCAAUAAGAAAUUGAGAGGAAGCAAAAUGGACAGAUUCACCCAUCCCUAUCUUUGGCCAUGCUGGGUGGGACAGAGGCCAUAAUCUCUGGGAGACAUCAGGUUGGGCUAUGUUGAUAUGGACAAUACUGAACUAGAUGAGCUACUGAUAGGACUCUGUGCAAGGCAGCCUCCCUUAUGGGUUAACUGAGUCUUGCCAUCUGGAUCUGUAGAGGUUGUGCCCUGGAAAAUCAUUAUAUUACUUUAAGUGCACAUUCGAGGAAAUGAGGGAAAUGUUUCAGCCUAGUAUUGAAGAAUGACUGAUUGCCUUCUUCUAAUCAUGGAGUAUUUUUCAGCUUGCACAAAACAUUGCUGAUGAUGAUUAAUAUGACUUAGAUGUUAAGAGUCCAUGCCUCUCUCCAGCUGAACCCUUAAAUUCUCAAGCCCUAUGUAGGUCUUGCAGUCUGCCAUGGUCUCAAAACAGUAGUUAGAAGGACAUUUUGCUGGCUUUUGAGAAGAACUGGUAGCAGCAAGUUGUUAAACCAAAUUAGUUCCAAGAAGAAAUGGGAUUUGGCCUUCCUGCAAAUUUCCUUAGAAACUUUUGUGUUUUCUAAAGUGUUUUUAGGACACUGGAACAAUAAACCAAAGUUGAAUCAUGUGCUGGAUUUCAUUGUUGGCAGCUGAAGGGUUUGGUUGCUUUUGAAUGCUUCUGGUUGGGGGUACUGCAGAAUGAAAGGCUUUAUGAUAAAGAACUAGGGAUGUCCUAUAAUAAAUAGAUGGCUAAUUCUAAAAUACGUUAGGCUCCAAGUUGGCUUUUAUUAAUUAUUCUGAAAGACAAGGCAAUGCAAAGCAAAGCAAAAUAUUUUGUAUGAGUUAUCUGUUUCAUUAUACAUUUGUUGCCAUGCAGACACCUAUGACUCUGCUUUUGGGGGAUGUUUAGAGGGGGGGCUGCUGUUCUAGAGGGGGGGACAUCGGGGUUGCUGGCUUUGCCUUGGACUGUAUAACUCUACACUGCCACAGAGUGGUGAUUUGUCAAAGGCCCCAUUGCAAUGGAACCACGGAAUGGGUUGGGCAUGGGGGGAAGGGGUGAAACUGGUGGCCCAAGGAGAGCAAAGAGACAUUUGAUGGUUUACAAUUGAUAUGGAAGAACACUCCUCACUCUUGGGAAAUCUUGCCUCACUGCUUGGUGUUGAAUUAUUACUAUUAUUUCAUUUACUAAUCGCUCACUGUGAGGCAUUCAGAAGCGAUACACACUAUAAUACUAUGGAAAGCAGUUACAGAGAUGAAAUCAGUUAAAACAGUAUCGAAAACAACAACAGCAUGAAGUCAGUUCAAAUCCAGUGCGGAUACCAACUGAGAUAUAGGUCUCUGUUUAGAAGGCUUGUUGAAAGAAGAAUGCCUAUAUGGUUUACAGUGGGAGGGAGUUCUGAAGGAUAAGUGUUUCCACACUGAAGGCCCAAUUCUGGUGUUGUGCAGAAUGGACCUCUUGAUAUGAUAUCAAAUGGAGGAUUCCCUCUUCCGCAGAAUGCAGUGAUCAGUUGGGUUCGGUUUUUUUAGGUAUCCUAAUCCCAAGCUAUACAAGGCUUGAACCUAGCCCCAGGUUGUUUCAAACCUAAAAUUCAGGUGACAAUGCAUGUCUUGUUGAAUGAUGCAGUUUCGUUGAUCCAAUUUUCAGUGAUGUUGGAAAGUUUUGAGAAAAUAGUGGAAUCUAGUGUUUUGUUUUGUUAAACAAUUUUAAAUAAUGGUGGUUUAGAUAAUUGGGUUUUUUUAAUUAUUUUGAAUUUUCAUGAUGAUUGUGUGAGAUUGUAUGCUGCUUUUAUGACAUGUUUCAGUUAAGUUUUGAUCCAUUCCUGCUUAGGCAGUAUAUAAUUUCCCACUGUGAUGAAUGAUAAGCAAUUUAAAGCUUUAUUUGUUUGUUUAAUGCCUUUGUACUCCACCUUUUGGGGCACAUUGCCCUUGCAAGACGGCUUACUAUUUAUUAUUAUUAAAUCAUAUAAAACAUCACAACACAGCAAUACUUUUAAGUACCGUUUCAAAGUUAAACCUUAGCAGCUGUGAACAAUUUUCCAGCCCAGCAAAUUAAUUAGCUACAGAUCAGAACAAAAAUAUAAUUCAAAAUUAAAAGCCCGUAGCCGUUUUUUCUCCCCAGCACAGCAAAUUAAUUAAAUGUGGAGUCACAAUAUUUUCAAAGUUCUUUUAAAAACCAGCAAUGCUAAAGCCAUAUGUGCCUCCCUGGGGAGGGAGUUCCAUGUGACAGAAAUAGUCAUAGCAUUUAAUUUGAUUUUGGGUAGUUUUAGCCAACCCUUAAAUACAUGCCCAUGUCCAUUUUUGACUCUCAUAAGUGGCAUUAUGCUUUGACUAUAUGUCUGCGCUGUACAUUCUCUGUUGACUUUGAGGAUUUCUCCAGGCAAGGCUUUGAGUUCCAAGAUGGAGGCCAAGUUUCAUCAAAACCAAUUGCAUCUUACUCAAUGACUACUAAUGUCGAUAGCCAUGCUCUACCUCCACUGCUUCGGAAUUCCAGUUGCUGGAAACCACAGGAGGGGAAAGUGCUGCUGAGCUCAUGUCCUGCAUGUGGGCUUUCCAGAGGCACCUGGUUGGCCAUUGUAAGAAAAGGAUGCUGGACUAGAUGGGCCCAACUCUUAGGAAGUUCCUAAUGCCCAUCUCUAACAAGAUUUUACUGUGCAGUUCCAUUUCUGCAAAACUGGACGAAUCUAUGCAGUAAACAUAACGUUGUUGUUGUUGUUUAGUCGUUUAGUUCGUGUCUGACUCUUUUUGACCCCAUGGACCAGAGCAUGCCAGGCACUCCUGUCUUCCACUGCCUCCCACAGUUUGGUCAAUCUCAUGUUGGUAGCUUCGAGAACACUGUCCAACCAUCUCGUCCUCUGUCGUCCUCUUCUCCUUGUGCACUCCCAUCUUUCCCAACAUCAGGAUCUUUUCCAGGGAGUCUUCUCUUCUCAUGAGAAGAGCCUCAGCUUCAGGAUCUGUCCUUCCAGUGAGCACUCAGGGCUGAUUUCCUUCAGAAUGGAUAGGUUUGAUCUUCUUGCAGUCCAUGGAACUCUCAAGAGUCUCCUCCAGCACCAUAAUUCAAAAGCAUCAAUUCUUCGGCGAUCAGCCUUCUUUAUGGUCCAGCUCUCACUUCCAUAAAAAACAUAACGUUACUAAGAACAAAUAGUUGCGAUUUUCUCCUGCCUCACCGAUGGAAUUCUGUGGUUUGAAUUUUAGCACAUGAUCUAUUCAGGGAUUCAUCUUAUGCUGAAUGAGGUUUGUUUUUUAAAAAAACUAACUUGUUCAACAAACUAGAACAUAUAUUGAACAAGACUCACAUGGAUUUGAGGUUACCUCAAAUUCGCUUUGUGGUUAUGCUGAAUCUACCCUAGUUCAAAUGACAUACAUAUUAAUAAGAAACUACUCAAAGGAAACUUUUGUGCCAUUUAUGAUCAGUCACCCUAUAAUAAAUUUGUGGCAGUGGGACAAUGAUGUGAUGGACAAAAAUGGCCAGUUGUCCAUCAUGUUGCCGGCUUGUGCUGAGAUCAUGGAUGUGGUUUGUCUGGUGAUCAUGGAAUUUAUAUUGGCAUAUUACAGUCUGUGCAGCUCUCCCCAUUUAUGAAUGUUGGGGAGCAGAUAUGGCUAUCAAGGUGCGGACCCCAGGGAUAACAGACAAUCCUAAUAAUUGCACAUUGCAUUAAGCUGCUGCAUCCUGCUGCUGAGCAGACUUCAGCAUGCAAAAGUGCCCUUACAGGCAAUGUAAACCUUGGAACUGUCCUAAAUCCUAAAUAUAAACAGCAAAUAUUUUAGGAACUGACACAUGGAAUGAUGUUGGAGACAGAGAAGAUUGUGUUGUACAGAAGGCAGCUGUUGUGUUGGUUCUUAUCUGCAGCUGAAGAGGGGUCUCUAAGGUGCUUGAUUUCAUGUCUGCAAACUCGACCCGUUUUUUUCUUUUUCUUUGAAAAGGGAUACAAGGGAAGUAAUGAAAAUGAUACCAUAAAUCAGACAAUUGCCAUUGAGUCAUUGUUGACUCAAAGACAUCUUGCUUUGGGACCCAUUUGGAUCCCUUGAAAUCCUUACUCAAGAGUGAUUUCUUCAUUGUGUUUUGACUUUUUAUUAUGGAGAUACAGCUGUUCUGUUCCCUGCCUAGAAACAAUGACCCAAAAAAAGAAGAAAAAAGGAUUGCUUCGUAGAUCAACCAGUGAAUAUGAACCCAGCUCUGCACAAGUUACUUCUUUGGGUUGUUGCCCAUCUUUGCCAAACAGCGCUACAGACACACUGAAAACAUUUGCAGGCAUUUGGUGUGAUCCAGAUGGACUCCCAUCUAAUUAAACUUGUUUUCCAUGGUGGCCAGCCAGAAGCCUCCAUGGAAAACCCACAGGCACAAAAUUCGGGGAAUGCUUAUUUAUUUUAAAAAUAUUUAUAGUCCACUUUUCUGCUUGAAAACAGGCCUCCAACAUGGUUAGCCAUAAGUGAAAAUGAAUACAGUAUGAUCGCAUCUUACACACAUUUAACUUGUGAGGUUUCAACCAUGCAUGGUUGAAGUCUGGCUGAUUAAAAUUCUGCAAGUUAAAUGCAAGUAAGGUGGGCAGCUUAAAUGUUAUCUUCAUGUGGGAUUUUGCAGUGCAGAAAGAGCUUUCAGGCUCUCUGUAUUGCUUUGGGGGCAAGUCCCGCUGAGUGCGUGGGCUGUGAAAUACUCCUGUGAGAUCUCACAGGGCCAUCCAAGUUCCCAUGAGCACUCCAUGACUCCCAGAGCCAGUGGGUUGAGUGGGGCUUGCCUGGUAAGCAAGGCAAAGAGCUUAAAAGCUCUCUUCCCUGCUUGUGGGGCCAAGGCCCUUUUGGUGUGCUGGCUCCAGAAGACUAGAGAUGCUUGCAUGUGGCCAGUUCCAUGGGGGCAGCUUGAGUAUGCAUAUUUUCAGGUGUACACAGAUCCCUUGGAACUGAACGCCUGCGUAAGAGAUGGUUUGUACUGCAUAUUGCACAUAAAAUUCAGUGUUGACUUACAAAAUCUCUGCAGGGGCAAUGAAGGAAAUUGUACUCUCUCCUGGAAGUUGCUACUGUUUUGACUUUUUCAGUUGCUGGUCUUCAAAAGUUCCAAAAAAAUGUGUUCUACUUAGCAAAAUAGUGUUGCACCAAGUGCUUUAGUCCCUGGGUGACAAUCUCCCCUUUGCUUCCCAGGAAUUGGUAUUCAAAAGCAUGCAACAUCUGAAGCUGGAGAUAGCAUAUGACUAGUGAGUCACUGCUACCCUAUUGCUCCAUGAAUUUAUCCAACAAUAUUUUAAAGCCAAAGCUGUCUUCAAGAUUCACAGGUCCUUGAGAUGGCCCUGUUCAACCUUCCCUUGAUAGAGUGCCUUCCUUCCUUCCUUCUAUCCUCCCUCCCUCCCUUCUUUUUCAAAACGUUGAUAAGCAUAUAGCAGUGGUCAUCAACCUCUUCAGAUAUGGGACUCUACCAGCAGCUGAAAAGGCAGCACACCAGAGGCUCCCCAAUGCUAUUUUACAGGGUCAAGUUUUUGUGAUGAGAACACUAAAGACCAUUUGCUGCCUUUUGCAAUGAUCAGUUCAUUAGAAAUGAACAGGUUGAGUCCAUCAGGAGGAAGCAAGCAUGCAGGUGGUACUAGCAACACCAGUCCUACUCCUCAGUAUAUUUCUGAGCUGAAGCUACUUCUGGCAGCCAGUAACCACUCAGCAACUUCUUCCAGCAAGCUUCAAACUCAAGCCUGUGUUCCUUUAUUUUCUUUUUUUCCUGGCCAAGCUCAGGACUGUAAGAAAUUGUUCCUUCUGCCCCCAGGCAAGUAAGGUGUGACAUAAAUUCUAAUGCCUUCGUUAUCACAGGAUAUCAGAAGCUAUUAAUCAGGACCACAUUGUGCUCCAUAACCUGCCAAGCUCUACAAACACUUAACAGAGGAAAGCAGGGCUGUUUUGCAUAGCCAAAUAAUAUGCUUUCAGCAAUACAUUAAACUUUCUAGGGAUUAAAUUACAGCUUGGAGUUAGACCCAAUUUCUUCUCUUGUGCUGCCUGGUGGGCUGUUUAUCUCCCCCACCCAACCACCUGCACCUGAAUUGCAGUGCUAACAAAGAUUUCACAUAUCUUCUUUUUUUCUAGUUGCAGUCCACAACAAUAGCAAAUGCGUUUCAUUCGAAUGCAUGUGCAAUCCCCUUCCCUCCCUUUCGAACCAGCAGAAAUUAGCCCUGGCUGUUUACACAUCAAGCCCUUAGGAGGUUAAUGUACCACAUAAAUACUGCAUUUAUCACAAUUUUGCCUCCUGUCUGGUAAUAAGUGUGAAAUAUCUUCCUUCAGGAGUUGCAGUCAUUCCCCAUCCCCCGUUGUGUACACAGCCAGAUGCCACCUCUCUAUCCAAUUUUACUUCUGUAAAAUAUUUCAAGGUGAGCUUUUUGGGAGAGGAGUGGUGAGUCUUGAUAGUUCAGCCCAUCCAUUUCCUUCAUUUAUAAAGAAUUGCUCCCAAGCUUUAAGUUUUGUGAUGUGUAUUCAGUGUUCGCAAUAAGCUAAAGAAGAUAGGACUCUCACAGAGAAGGUAUGGAACUUGUUCCUCUAGCUAAUGGCCAUCUUGAUUAUUUGAAAGUGCCAGCUGGCGGCCUGCUUUUUCUUGUUACUCCUUUCCCAUUAUUUUGUCUUGGACUAAUCUAGUUUUGACACCAGAUUCUUUGAGCCCUCCUCCUUGUUUCUGAUACUUUAAUCAGCAAGCAUGCUGUGAUUCCUUCUCUGUCCUGAGCAAAGUAAUCUGGUGUCUGUAACUUGAUCUGGUGGGCCUUUAACUCUUUUUAAUCUUUCAUCUAUUGGAUUGAAUUUGUUGGAACUUGGGACUAAACUGGCUUCUCCAUAGUCACAUUCUCAUGUAACAAUAAAACAAAGCUUUUGGAUUAUUGUGGUUUACCAUGCCUGAGUAUGGUGCUAGUUCAACUUCCCAAUUGCUUGGCUUCUCUGUUGUAUCCGAAUCGGUCAUUGUUGAUUUGCUGUUUUCUAACAAACUAUCAUUUCUAGCCAACGUUAGGCAAGGAUUUGUUGUUGGUUUAUGGGCCAGGGCUUGUUUGGAAGAAAACAACAACAAUCCUUGGCUCAGACAUAAUGUGUAGCCAAGGUUUCCUUGUUUGUUAAUUCUGCUAGUGGCAGGGAGGAGUGAAGUGGAAGUGAACAACCUCCAUGCAGCUCAUUCAUGGUCAACCAUGACAGUGAGCCAGAAUCAUGCAAAUGUGGCCUGUAUGUUAACCUGCUUUUUGUAAAUUCUAUAACAGAGCUCAGUGAAAGCCCUGGAGCUUUGACUGCCUAGUUUCACAGUCCUACAUCAUUUCACUGGACCUAGGAUUGUUCUGUGCACUGCCAAUCCCCUCCCAAUAACAGCAACCUUUAUGUUAACAUCAUUAAAAAACAACAACACAAUUUAGUGCUGAUGACUUCGAGGUUGAAUCUGAAUUCGUAUCUUCUGCCACUUGUUUGACAUCGUCCAAGAGGUGGUGUCAGGUUUAGAAAUAGCAUCACAUCCUUUAAUAGACAAUUAUAUUGUGGUUUCUUCAAUUUCCAGUUUCCACUGGUAGGAAUUAAUGUGAUGGCAUUUUGCAAAACAAAAAAGUGAAGGAAGUGUUCCUGUUCUCACUUUCCUCUGUGCUUUUUACUUACCACCUUGUUGCUUUGAUUAGGAAUGUGGGAAGCUAACUUAUAGAAAGUCAGAUAAUUGGUCCGUUUAUCUUAGUAUCAUCUAUACGAUUUCCCCAACCUGGCACUUUCCAGGUAUUUUGGGCCCCUUCUCCUAUCGUAUCAGCCCCAGCCAAUGUGUCCAACAGUCAGGGAUGAUGUCAAUGCACCAGGACAUGCACUGACUGGCCAGCUCUCCAAGUGUGUUUCCUAGCUCUUUCUGGACAUGCCUGGAAUUGAAUUCAGGAUGUUUUCGCUGGUGCUCUCCCACUGAGCUAUGCCUCCUCCAGAAUUGCAAUGCCUUCCUAACCAUGUCUACUCAGAAGUACUCUUGAAUUCAGAGGAAGCUAGGAAGCAGCCUUCUACUGAGUCAGAACUUUGGUCCUGCUGGCUCAGUAUUGUCUACAUUGAUUAGCAGCUCUCUGGGGCAUUCAGUCUUUCCCAACCCUACCUGGAGAUGCUGGGGAUUGAACCCGGGACCUUCUGCAUGGAAACCAGAUGCCUUUCCACUGAGCUCCACCUUUAGGUAAAGGUAAAGGGACCCCUGACCAUUAGGUCCAGUCGUGAUCGACUCUGGGGUUGCGGCGCUCAUCUCGCUUUAUUGGCUGAGGGAGCCAAUGUGGCUUCCGGGUCAUGUGGCCAGCAUGACUAAGCCGCUUCUGGUGUACCAGAGCAGCGCACGGAAACACCAUUUACCUUCCCGCCGGAGUGGUACCUACUUAUCUACUUGCACUUUGACGUGCUUUUGAACUGCUAGGUGGGCAGAAGCAGGGACCGAGCAAUGGGAGCUCACCCCGUCGUGGGGAUUUGAACCGCCGACCUUCUGAUCGGCAAGUCCUAGGCUCUGUGGUUUAACCCACAGCGCCACCCGCGUCUCCUGAUCUCCACCUUUACUCACAGAUAAAUGCAGUUAGGAUUGCAGCCUAAGACUUGACAAUCAGCUUAAUUUUCAAAUAAUGCUAGAGUUUGUGUUUAAUGAAAACUGUUCCAGAAAUGAUUUUUCUCUUACAAGCCUAACUUGGACACCAAGCUUUAAAUAUAUGCACAGAUCGAAUGUUGCCAGCCGGCUUCUGUUUAAGCAGCUGAGUUUCCACCUGCAGAACUGCGUUCACAUCUUUGUGAAAAUAAUUUGCAUGGACUUUCCUCUGCAACAAAGCAGCAUUUCCCACCCAAAGCUCAUGCUUUAUACUACAUGACCCUUUUCACUAUUCAGCCUUGACACUUGCACUAUUAAUGAAACUUCCUAAGGACUGGUUACUUUAUCAACUCCAUUUUUCAUAUUUGCUGCUUUAUUGAACUUUAUAUUCCCCCCCCCCCCAAUGGUCUUCCACUGUUUUGAGAUGCUGAAUGAACAUUCCUCCUGUUUCUUGAAGCAUCUUGUCUUUGUUAAAGGAUAGUGUUUCUUCAUUUCAUUAAGCUUAUAAGAGUUUCUUAGUACUGAAUGAAAAGAAUUGUAGGUAUUUCAGGAAUCCAGGAAUAGCUAUUUCAUAAUAAAGGACUUAAAAGGAAGGGUUUUCUCUCUCUUUAUACUCUGAUCGCCCACUUUCAAAAAACAGAGAGAAAAACCUCCCCCCUUCUAAGAUACAGCACGGAGCUCUUACUAUUCCGUGCUAACAUUUGAUAUUCUGGUUUUACAAGCUCCAAAGCUUAUUGUCUUCACUGAGAGGUUGAAAUGGUAGAACUGCAUUUUUUUUGGUCUGCCAUAACCCUUUGCCGACUUCAGAUUAACUUUGGAGAAGUUCAGUUUAACAUGAAGUGGUUGCCUUUUUUGUACUGUUGCAAAGUACUGGAAUUCUAAUUGAAGGUGCAUGUUGUGCUAUAUAAAUAAGGUGUAAAAUGGGGAUGACACUUGCAACUUUAUCUAAAACCAUAGAUAAACCAUAUAAAAUGUUCCUUUAAACAGACUAGCAAGGUUAAUGUCUUGCCUUCUUCAAAGUGUGCCAGAUAAGAAAUUAUACAAAUAAUUGCAUCAAAAUAUGACUGAUUUCGCAGAAAUCUCUUAUGCUGAUGUAUUGAACCAGAGAGCAGACAUUAUUAUUGGUAUUGGUAUUAGUAUUAUUUGUAAACCACCCUAUACUCGUAGGUCUCAGGGUGGUUCACAACACAAAGUUACAGUAUACAAAGCACAAAAUACAGAAUAAAAAUAAUCAAAACAUAAAGACAGUAAAACAUGGCUUUUCACUUGGCGAGCUAACGCCUUCUCCCGCUCCUAUUCCAAGUCAUCCUCCAGAGAACUCCACAUGUCUUUUCACUGCUGAUUCUUGCACCGCCCAUAUCUUCUGUGACCAUCAAUUGUCCAUUCGGCGAAAGUAUCUCAUCUCUUAAGUGACCCUUUCCACAUUUCCAUGCUAGUCUGUUUUUCUUCUCCUCACCCUGGCAGAGGAAGUGCGCUGAGACCUACACAUGGAGUUGGUACUUCCAGGAGGCCAGAAAAGACAUUUACUAUCACUGUCCUCCCUGGCAUUUGCCUUUUGCUCCUUUCAGCCUCCUCUGGAAAAGGUUCCCCAUCCCUGACUUACAGAUACUACAGGGUUAUUUUUGUUUGUAGGUACAGAAGUCUCCCUGCUUUAAUAAUUUUUUUUUUUUAAAAAAAAGCCCAUAGGUGUGUAUUGGUUCAUAUGCAGUGGCAAACUAUGGCUUGCAUUAGGUGCUGGACUGCCAUACAAACUAUAGUUAGUGCAUUCCCUCUUUGCCCCUCACCUUCCCCAAGGAUUUCCAGGUGCUGUGCCAACAGUGGCCUCUGAGUGCAGAUGAACAUCCUACUCUGUGCUUUUAGAGGUGGGAUGGAAGUCAAAACCACAAUUGGCCAAACUUUACAGUUUACAAACAGUUUACAGUUACAGUUUACAAACUAUCUUCAAACAUUAUUGGUUUCAGAUCCUGGUUUGGUAACCUUUCAGAAACCACAGAUUUUUCAGUUUAUCAAAUGGUGUAAGUUCAGACAGUGUGGUUUGGCAUUAUAUCAACGUCGUGAGUAGAAAGGCUACUGAUGUUAUACAAAUCGUUCCCUGCAGUGGCAGAGCACAACUUGUAAACAUGGCAAGACAUUCAAUAAGCAGCGAGUGCUGUUCAAAAGUUGAGGUUUUUGGUUUUGUGCAAAUAUCUUCAUUUGUACUUCUCCAAACUUGUUUUGUCAGUCUUGCAACAACAACAACAACAAAAAUCAACAAAAGUUCCUAACCUAUAAGAUUCCCAUUGGCUUGGAGGAAGGGAGUGGGGCAGUGAUUGUCACUGAUCUCCCUGCAGGCGCCUGAAAAUCGGCACUGCAGGGUUGGUGGAUUCUUAUGAGCAACAUGAGAGUAGCACUAAGAGUUGCAGGGAGAGGGAGAAAUCAGCCACAAAAUAAUCACCUCAACUGGAGCUUGGUUCACUUUGGUUCUCUCACAAACAUUAAUGAAACCAGUUUUAUUGAAAACCUAAAAUAUAAAUACUGUAUCAAAAAGGGAGGAAAUCCCAGAAAUCACACUUAUUUCAAAGACAACAAAUUUCAAUACAACUUGAAAUGUGAUCAAAUCUACCCCUUCUUUUCCCAUUACAUUCGUAUCAAAGCAGUCUUGUAAAAUAAAUAAAUUGUUCCAUAGGACACAGGAGACAGAAUACACUGAAGGGGGAAUAAUCUUCAAUUCAGGGAACAAAGCAUUCAAAGAAGGGAAAAUCGGGACUGCUCUUAGUAGUACAUCGUUAAUAGCUCAGUAGUGCAAUUUGCUCUUUUAUUUUUUAGAAAGGAACUGCAGUGAGAAUCUUGUUUCCUGUAAAUAGCUGCUUUGGUCCUUCUGUGAGAUUAUUAUUUGUUUUGGGCAGCCUCCUAGCUUAAACAACUUUUUGAAAAUAACUUGAAUGAACAACCCUGGAGCUCUUGCUACACUAAUGCUUUAUUUGAUUGGAACAUUGUCCCUGAGUAGGACAUUCAUAGCAACAGUCAACAGAGAAUACACAAAAAAGUGGUGGGUUGAGAAAUGAUUCCAGAUGUGGGUGAUGAGAUCCUUUUUUCCAUGCUUUGAUCCAACGCUAAUUGUUAACUAAGUUGGACAUCUCUGUGUCUGUCUGUCUCUGUCUCUAUCUCUCUCUCUCUCUCUCUCUCUCUGUAUGUAUGUACUUUCACUGCAGCUCUGUUGAGUGUCAGUGUGCUACACAAUUGAAUUAGUCACAGCUAUUCUGCGUCCGGUCAAACAGCCAGCAAUAUUAUUCGUCUUGGAAGUUCUAUUGUUGCAUCUAAUGGUGCCUUCUCCCCUCAGCAACGUAGGAGCCCAUUCCACUUUGUUGGUGAACCACAUAAUCCGGCACUACUUAACUAUAGCAUUACAUAUGAAACAGAUUUGUAAUUGAUGGUUACAUGAUAGCUAAAAUAUAAUUCUACAUUCUGAUGGGCUUGUAUUUUUAGUUACUUCUUGUGUCAGCACUGGCUACAGAGAGUUUCUAUCUUUCCGCCCCCCAGCCUUAUGCAUUGAUCACCAAGGGUGUUACUAUGUACUUAAAAUACUCAGGUCGCAGGUCUCUGUCGCAAAUUUGUUAUACAUAUGGAUACAGAUUUAGGCCCCUCAUCAAAAUACGAUUGUCAGUGGCUAAUGUCCUAAUGGCACUCCACACAUUUUGCAGCAUAUCUUGCCGUCCUAUAAGCAAAAUUCUGUUUUUAAAUGUUUUAAAAGGAAGGGGGAAAGCAGGAGGUGUGGCGCCCAAUGCAGAAAAACCUAGAAGACAUAGUUCCAUUUUAAAUGUCUGUGUUGGUCUUCAAUUUUCAGCUUUGGGGUGGGGGCUGGGGUGAGAGGACUGCCAUUAUCAAGUUCCCGGCUUCUCACCUUUUGUGUUUUAAGUUCUAACAAAUAUAAAUUACCUGGCAGUGUCAUGAUUGAGAUGUUAAGGGGAAGAAGAGGGCAUAAACAGCUUAAAUGCUUUAAAUUAUAGAAACACAGCAAGAUGAAUGUUGUUUUCUCCUCAGAGCCAGUGAUAUGAUUAGAAAAUUAGAACGUUUGUUUGCUAACUGCCAACUCUUGCAUGCCUUGUGCGAUAAGCAUUGCACCUCAGAGUGCAAUGCUUAAAUGUUUAAGCAUUUCGCUUUUGAAGUGUAGUGAGUUAGUGUUCUACUUAGAAAUGGCUCUGUUUUGCUUUGGUGGCACAGGAUAGAUUCUUGGUACUCUUUCAGUUGCUUACAUUGCAUGAAGACCAGGCCUGGGAAGGAGUUCAACAUAGGCAAGUUUCCUAUCACUAAGUAUUUGGUAAAACUGGAAAGCUGGAUCUGCUGACUAUAUGGUGAUUCAGUAACCAAUCAUGUUAGAACCCAGUUUUGUGUAUAUAGUCACUAUCACAUGUGACUUUCUCCUGGCCUUAGUAAGAAUGAGCCUGCCAUGUAGGUCAGGGAUGGGGAACAUGGAGUCCUUCAGAUAUUGACAGACUACAUAAUCCAUUGAUCACCCGGGCUGUGAUUUAUGGAAGUUGAAGUCCAACAGUAUCUGGACUGCCACAGAGGUUCCUUAUCCCCAAGGCAUCUCUUUCAGUGUCCAAUCCAACUUGAAAAACUUAACAAAACAGAACUCUGUGUGAUCUCAGACUAGAACAACAGAUCUCUUAAUGCCAUUAGCUGUGUUUGUAAUAUAUGCAACUGUGGUUAUAUGUUUCUAUAACUGUUUUCUGUGGCGUUUUAGAAACAUUCACAGAAACAUCAGAUGUAGAUACUGAAUUCAGUGUGAUAGAUGAUAUCCUCUCCCCCCACAUAGGGACAUUGGUGGCGCUGUGGUCUAAACCACUGAGCCUUGGGCUUGCCGAUCAAAAGGUUGGCAGCUCAAAUUCCUGUGACAGAGUGUGCUCCCGUUGCUCGGUCCCAGCUCCUGCCAACCGAGCAGUUCGAAAGCACACCAAAAAGUGCAAGUAGAUUAAUAGGUACCGCCCCGGCGGGAAGGUAAACAGCGUUUCCGUGCACUGCUCUGGUAUUGAGGUUCUGUUGUGCCAGAAGCGGCUUAGUCAUGCUGGCCACAUGACCCAGAAAAACUGUCUGCAAAGCGGACAAAUGCCGGCUCCCUCGGCCUGUAAAGUGAGAUGAGCGCAGCAACCCCAGAGUCGUUCGCAACUGGACGUAACUGUCAGGGGUCCCUUUACCUUUAACCCCCAUACAUGAAGACAGAUUUAAACAGACCUUUUGCACAGAACUGUAUGGCUGGUUCAUUCUACUGCCUGUUGAGCCAGCAGGUUAUGUGUAGGCCUGAGUUUUCACAAUUGGGUGCUAGGUCAUUUGUUUGAGCUCAACCAAGUUUGGCCUAAGUGUAAAUCUCUCCUUGCUCCAUCCUACCCCUGCCACGCUGCCACCACUCCCAGGGGGCAAACCUCGAAUGCAGUUGACUAAGAUUUGGACUUGUGUGAGGAUUCAGAGACAGUGAGAUGAAGGAAACAAGGAGGAUAAAGCAAGGAAGGGAGGAGCGAGGCACUUAUUAAUUUCCUGCCCCAAAGUAGGGAGAGUAAAGAGAAGCACCACGACUCAUGAAUGUAUGGUGUUUGAGUCUGAAUCUGGGUUUACUAGCUGUGGCUAAGCAUGAAUUCUAUGAUAAACCCUCUUGCAUGCCAUUGACAGUGAGCAUAAAAAUGAAAAAUAUAAACACAUUACAGUAUUUCUCCCCUGUUUUGUUCUGUAGAUAUUGUUUCCUGAACCUUUGAAACCUGGUUAACCCUUUCUUGGAAACUCUCGUUGCCUGGAUGCAAAGCCUGAAAUCAAUUCAUUUCACAUACUUGAAGGAAGAUUUGACUUAAUGGCUGCACAUGAUGGGCCAGAAGUUGUUGUUGUUGUUUAGUCGUUUAGUCAUGUCCGACUCUUUGUGACCCCAUGGACCAGAGCACGCCAGGCACUCCUGUCUUCUUUAAGAGGUUAAGCACCUGCUAAUGGAUCAUAGGUUGGAUGGAAAUUGAAGGCUAUGAGAAUCUUCACGUAGAAUUGGAGGGGAAAUGCUUUGACAUUUUUAUAAGCUUAAUAGAAGUUGUGUUGUUUUGUGACAUCUGUAAUAGCCGCUGAUUAAGAUGGUGCUUUUCAAAAGUAAUUCAAUUCAUUAGCUAUGUAAUUGCCUGCUUUUCUUCAGAAUAUAUAACUGCUAAACAUGCUGCAUCUCUUACACUUGUUUCUCCAUGUAUUUUUCCAUCAGCUGGAAAGUUUUGACAGUGGUGGAUUUGUUUUUAUAUAUGUAUGUAUGUAUUUUUGCAGAACCUUCCCCACUCCAUCUCCAGUGCCUAUUGAUUAGCAGCUGCUUGCAUAAGUGCCCGGGGUUGUUUGAGAAAAGAACAAACGGUGUGCUUUAAAAAACAACAUUCUUUGGUGUGAGCUUCUGCAAGUUUCCAGGGGGGCUGCUUUGCAAUUUGACCACUUGGAGAGAUUGCAAUUAAUUGCUGCUAGGCUGGGGCAGUGAGGCAAGAGGAAAGGUUGUGAUGUGAAGAGUUAUCGGGCAUGCAUGCCAGCAAGGUUACCCUGACAGCUUUAAUCAUUCAAUUGCAUUCUCUGGAGCUGGAAACGAAGGUCCUCUGAAAGGUAGAAAAUGGAUCUGAGAGACAAAAGACAGAGAAAUGCUUCCUUAGCCUUUAAUAGCAAUUAAUUACAGGGAAAUGCAUUCAUAAGAGGUUUAAUUUUUUAUUAUUUAUUUAUUUAUUUAAGAGGAAAGGCUGUCGUCCUCAAUGGUACCAGCAUCUCACUGCUUGAAAAGGAUUAAGUUUGGCACCUGGGUCUUCAUUAACAGAUCGUUCUCUGAAUUUACCUUGAUGUGUAAAACACAGGCUGAUGUUACAGUGGCUGAAAAAUGCACACCCACAUUUUGAACUAUAAUGGAGAAUUAGCCGUGCACGCUUCCUUCUAUUUGGGACUGAGACUGAUGACUGCGCUUUUCUUUCUUUUUUCUUUGUAAAACAUGCAGAAUUGCUAUGCUAAUUGAGGUAAAUCCAUCUGUGGUUUGGCUGGCUGGCCGGCUGCCUGCCUGCCUUACUGCUGCUACAGUUAGAAGAACAGCUUAUCUAUUUAAAAACUUAAACGUGGAGUGGCACUUCAGGGUUUGAACUGGAGAUAGCUUCUCGGAAGCAGCUAUUCUGACGUCUUCAGAGCUGAGUGCUCCCACUCCAUCCACGUUGGAGGCUGAGCUGAGAGCAUAAUAAAUAUGGUGGCAGCAAAAGACCCCCGUCCUCAUAUCCAGGAUUAGGGUGUUGCUUUUCACAAUGAAGUUGAAUUCCCCCCACCUUUUUUGAAUUCUGAUGUUAGUUAUAUUGUGCAGAUGGGAGUCUUUGUUUAGAUUUAAGCAAUGGAAUUUAGCUGCCUCAAUUUUUUAAAAAAAUCCAGUGCCUAUAUUUAGUUUUAUUAUUUAUUAAAUUUCUAUACCGCCCUUCCUCCGAGGAUCACAGGAAGAGGAAUGUUUUUGCCUGACAACUAAAUAUAUGUUAAAAAGAUGCCAGGUGAAUCUUCCCGGAGAGAGCACCCACAAGCAGGGAAUGGCUACAGAAAAGGCCCAAGCUUGUGUUGGCAUCCUCUGUACCUCUCAUGGAGGAGGCACAUGAAGAAGGGCCUCAGAUGAUGAUUGCAGGGUCCAGGUUGGUUCACGUGGGGAAUAUUUGUAUAUAUGUGUGAACCGCAAAAUGAUUGGUUGCUCCGCCUUGUAAUCUGGACAUAGGAUCAACCGGUGGCAUAAAUAAAACUGUUACUUCUACAUGAUGGGGGUUGGCUUCCAGAGAUGGUACUGCUUGGAUAUCUAAUUGCUGGUGGAGCCUUUAGCAGGGGAUUAGACAAAUUAAUAGAGUGCUAAUAGGGACGUGGGUGGUGCUGUGGGUUAAACCACAGAGCCUAGGACUUGCCGAUCAGAAGGUCGGCGGUUCGAAUCCCCACAAUGGGGUGAGCUCCUGUUGCUCGGUCCCUGCUCCUGCCAACCUAGCAGUUCGAAAGCACGUCAAAGUGCAAGUAGAUAAAAUAGGUACUGCUCCUGCGGGAAGGUAAAUGGCGGUUGGAGGAUGGAUGGUGGCUAAUGGAUUGAAGUUGAAUCCUGACAAGACAGAAGUACUGUUUUUGGGGGACAGGGGGCGGGCUGUUGUGGAGGACUCCCUGGUCCUGAAUAGGGUAACGGUGCCCCUGAAGGACCAGGUGUGCAGCCUGGGAGUCAUUUUGGACUCACAGCUGUCCAUGGAGGCGCAGGUCAAUUCUGUAUCCAGGGCAGCUGUCUACCAACUCCACCUGGUACGCAGGCUGAGACCCUACCUGCCCGCGGACUGUCUCACCAGAGUGGUGCAUGCUCUGGUUAUCUCCCGCUUAGACUACUGCAAUGCGCUCUACGUGGGGCUACCUUUGAAGGUGACUAGGAAACUACAACUAAUCCAGAAUGCGGCAACUAGACUGGUUACUGGGGGCGGCCGCCGACACCACAUAACACCGGUCUUGAAAGACCUACAUUGGCUCCCAGUACGUUUCCGAGCACAAUUCAAAGUGCUGGUGUUGACCUUUAAAGCCCUAAACGGCCUCGGCCCAGUAUACCUGAAGGAGCGUCUCCACCCCCAUCGUUCUGCCCGGACACUGAGGUCCAGCGCCGAGGGCCUUCUGGCAGUUCCCUCAUUGCAAGAAGCAAAGCUACAGGGAACCAGGCAGAGGGCCUUCUUGGUAGUGGCGCCCGCCCUGUGGAACGCCCUCCCAUCAGAUGUCAAAGCGAUAAAUAACUACCUGACAUUCAGAAGACAUCUUAAGGCAGCCCUGUUCAGGGAAGUUUUUAAUCUGUGAUAUUUUAGUGUAUUUUUGGUUUCUAUGGAAGCCUCCCAGAGUGGCUGGGGAAACCCAGCCAGAUGGGCUGGGUACAAAUAAUAAAUUAUUAUUAUUAUUAUUAUUAUUAUUAUUAUUCCGUGCGCUGCUCUGGUUCGCCAGAAGCGGCUUAGUCCUGCUGGCCACAUGACCUGGAAGCUGUACGCUGGCUCCCUCGGCCAAUAAAGCGAGAUGAGCACAGCAACCCCAGAGUUGGCCACGACUGGACCUAAUGGUCAGGGGACCCUUUACCUUUACUAAUGACCAUUAGUCAUGAGAGCAAUAUGGAACCACAGAAUGCCAGUUGCUGAGGAGCAACACCAUGGAAUGAUUAGUGCUUUCGGACAUUGCUUGUGGGUAUUCGAGAGGCAUCUGGCUCUCCACUGUGGGGAACUGGAUACUGGACUAGAUGGUUUGAUCAAGCAGUGUUCUUCUUUUGUUCUCCUGGGAAAAUCUGCAUGUGUGCUUGAGAUUUCUCUGCUUCGAACUGUAAUCAAGAACUUUCUCUAUGUUGUUUGCAUGUGCACAUUUAAAACAGGGAUGGGGAAAACUGUGGCCUUUCCUCAUGUUAUUGGACGCCAGAUCCUCUUAGCCCCACCUAGCGUAACCUAGGAUGGUGGGUGUUUUCCAAGAACAUCUGGAGUACCCCACCUCUGGUUUAAAGAAUAAGAAAAAAAAUACCAGGUUUACUAUUGCACUGUAAGCCAAAUGCUAGAGCAUGAGACUCUUAAUCUCAUGGUUGUGGGUUCGAUCCCCACAUUGGGCAAAAGAUUCCUACGUUUUGCAGGGUUUUGGACCAGAUGAAUUCUACAGUUCUGUUAUUCAAAUUGUAUAUGGCUAAACCGGUUAAUAUGUCUCAGUAGGAACCUAUUCCUGUUUAAGAAUCUUUCUCUUUUGUGUGCAACAGAGACAAUUUCCUGUAAUUUCAGUUAUCUGGGUCUUUCCGUACUCUCAGUGGCUGAAGACAGUCAAGCCAGUUCUUUCCUUUCUUUCUUUUAAUCGGCAAUGAAAGUUCAGAGCCUCCAGCUAUGUUUCGUUUUUAUUAUUUUAUUAUAUAUACACACAGAGAGUUGGGAAGAAAUUCUUCAUUAGAUACAAAGAGCGUGAAUAAUCUUUCUGGCAUCUACUCUGAAUGUUAUAGUAACUGCACUGGUAAGCCAAGCAAGGCUGCAGUCCAGAGCACAGUUUUCAUCUCCAAGGCUUCGCUCUCAUUGCCACAGGCGGAUGCCAGAGUUUGGAAUCAACUGCAGAUGCACAUUACAAAUGCUGACUUAGUAUUGUUUCGUGCUUACAUAAGGAAGAUCUGCAAAUGUCCUUCAAUACUAUAAAGCAUUAUUAUAUAAGCUGUGUGUCAUUUUAAAUUACAGUAAACCCUCCUAUCUAAGAGGGUGGGGGGAGGACUAAAACAAGGUGUCCUGUUCAGUUCAGCACAGCAGCGCACUGCAAAACCCCACAUCCGUUGGCAUUGCAGCUAGAGGUAUUCAAACAGAACUUCAUAGGCCAUAUUGCCCCUUUGCAGUGUUGGCAGAGAGAUCGACUGAGUUACGAGGCUCUGCGCAGGCAAGCAGACCACAGAAAGAGGCCUUCCAAAAUCUUCCCCUCUGGGUGUUGUUAAACUCCAGCUCCCAUCUGCCCCAGACUCCAUGGUCAAUAGCCAGGGGUGAUGGGAGUUGUAGUCCCAAACAUCUGGAGAACACUGGAUUGUACUAAGACUUCUGAUGCUACUGGCUUUAUCCGCCAUUCCACAUGUUCUGGACCUAGCCUAAAGCCUUAUAUGUGUGGGCAUGCACUUGUACAUAAUAACAGAGCAGGAUAGCUCUCUGUGUUAAAACGUCUUCUGCUCCUUGAGUUGCAGCCCUGCAAGCGAACUUGGCCACUUUUUUUUUUAAUGGGAUGUGUGUUUCUUUGAAAGUAUCCACAGAGAAGCUCUCUUGUUUCCUCUGGGUCAAUAAAACUUCCUCCUUGUUGCUUUCUGCCGUAGCUUUGCUGAAAUAAGAUAUCAGUAUGGAGUCCUGCGAAAUAAGUUUGUAUCUAUUCCAUUGCCUUGUCAAGAGAGAAAAUGUCUUUGAGCACCAUGAGAUUCACUAAGCCUCUUUAGCCAAAGGGCAUCACUCAUCCUCCAUUAGAGCAGAGAAGUUUUUUUAGUAAGGGCAAGAGCUCUGUUGUGUCAGGCACCAUCUAAAACACAUUAACAGAUGCAACUCGUGUCUCAAAGACCUCUGCAAUCUCCCUCCCUCUCUCUCUCUCCCCUAGGUUCAUUUGGGUACCAGGAAAAGCAUGGGAGCGGAAGCAAUGAAUUUUUAACUUGCUUUCUGAGGACCAUUCAGCACCCUCAGAGGAGCGGUUUUUUUCAGGCAGAUGUUCUGUGUUGUUCUCUUCCCCUCCUGUCUCACUUAUUGGAAAGAGUGCUAGGCAGAACACACAGAAUCUGGAGCCAAAUUCUUAGUAGGAAACCAUCCAUUGUGGAAGGUUACUCCCCUGGCUUUGGAGAGGCCAAGACACAUGCUAACUUAACGGAAGGAUGAUGUGGCUCAUUGUUCAGAGAUGUACGUACUUCAGUACAGUCUUCUAAACAUUGGAGGCUGGUGCCUAUUGGAAUUACUGGGGUGGAAGGCAGGGAGGCCAACAGUAGGUGGAGCCAGAGCCAAAGACUGGCAGAAGCCACUAAUUCUAGUUUUGUCCCCAUCCUCCUCCUUGGUAAGCUCUGUAAUGGUAACACUGGCAUUAUGGAGAAGGAAGCAAGUAGACAGAGCUACUUCCUGGUCUGGUCGUAAGUAAAAAGAUAGGUGAGGACCGGCUGAAGUUGGUUGAGCAGUUCCCCAUUUGCUUUAAUUGACCAGCCUCCACUACUUCUAAAUAGAUCCUGCUAGAAACCAGGUUUUAUCAGCAUUCAUUCAUUGAAUUUUACAUAAUAUUUCAUACAUAUGUGUGUAUGGAAUGCUAAAGCCCCAAAUUAAGAGAUUAUCCUAAAAAUACAUGUUGUGGCAUACAGUUACUGUUUAGGUAGCGGGAAUUGACUUUGAGAAUCAUGGUGGGCCAGUGAGAAAGCAAAUUAGAUAGGAUUUGGCAGGCACAGUUUUAAUCUAUUAUUAUUAUUAUUAUUAUUAUUAUUAUUAUUAUUAUUAUUAUUUUAAGAGGGCCCUUUCCUUUGGUGAUUUUAUAUUGUACUUGAUAAGCCUUUACCUCACUCUGAACUGACUCGGUUUGACCUUCAUGACUUAAUUACAUAGCAAAAUCAGGCUGGCUAUGUAAUGGUGUGGUGUUAUCCUGUUCAAUACCCUCAACUAACUGGAAUCACCCAUGUCACCGAUUCAGGAAGGAAUUGCAUCACCGUGUAGCCAAUUUAGACAGGAUAUGCAGUGUUGCGGCAUCAUGACAGUCACCACACGCUCCCUGAUUGGGUGGCACUGCCAAUGUGACUAACCAGGGGUGGGGGGUGGGAAAUAGGAUUUUGUAAGUUAAAAUUAAAAAGCCGCAUAAACAGCAGAUAAGAGGAAACAAUGGCAGAGAACAAUGGCAGAGUUAUUUUUUUAAAAUAACUUAUUGACUUUAUACCAAUUUUAAACAGCGGUGACUUUUUGACACAGACUCCUGAACAUUCUAAUCCUAAUAGGGAUUGUGUGAAUUUUUCUAGCUUCUUUCACGGAACUAGGCUCCCUAGUAAAACAAAACAGCUAUGUGUCUCUGAAACAUAAUAUAUACCUUUACAGGGUUGUCCUCAGUAUGUUGACCCACCGUGGGGUUUAUUCUACGGUCAGUACACACAGUGGUGGUUUUUUGGUUAAAAAUAAAUAAAUUGAGGUGCUCAUAUCAUAUGUUGAUAAAAGUGCCUUUGGUGACAGUAAAAUAAUGGUUCCCGUGGGCAGCAAAUGAAGAGGUGGCAGCACUCUGAGAGCACACAUACGAUGCCACCUUUAAACUAUGUAAGGCUGCCUGCUGAAGAUUUGAAAGGCGCAUGAGUGCUAUGCCACUGAUUAUGUAGCCCUAAAGGAAUCAGUGGUUCUGCAGUAUAAGUGCUUCCUACAUUUGCUUAUCAUAGUCUUUCUCCAGCUGUUAUGAAAUGGUGAUUGGGAUGCUUUUAUUUAGAUACGUGUGCAAGAUGAACCAGGGGCAGAGGGUGGGUGGCACUCUGAUACGCCUAUUCCCUUCUCCCUUUAUAUCUGUGGUCAGAGAAGAUGCCUUUACCUUGACUGUGGGUCUAGGGUGACACCAUUUCUGUAAAACUACUUUAAUUUUUUAAUUUUGUUGAUGACUUGUAAACAGCUAACGACUCCCAGAUGUGCAAUCUAAACUCAGCACAUAUUUGAGAGGAGAAGCAACCUGUAUUUAGUGCUUAGUGGACAUUAAUCUGCUUCGCAUCCCCUAGAUUUAGAUUUAUUCCUGUUUAGUCAGUAACCAGACUGGGCUCCAAUGAUCAUUGGCUUGUAAUAUGUGAAGAAUUUAGGUCAGAGGAUUUUCCAGCAUUAUACUCUUAAGACUAUCAAUGUAAGUGGGAUAAUAAUUGAUGGAUGGGAAUGCAAUCCCUGUCUGAGUGUACUGAACAGAGUUUCUGUGGCUCUUGCAUGGGGCCUGCGCUCACUGCCUGACGCUAAAAUCAUACACAGUAAGCCUGCAACUUACACAAGGGUUACGUUCCGGAGACCACACCUCAAGCAGAAAUAGCAUAUAGAUGCAUUGGUGGGUGGGAUUGCCGAACUCUCUCUCUCCCCCCUCCCGCGGAAUCCUACCUCCUUUAAAGUAUUUUUGCCAUGCACGUUCAGCUGAAUGCACACAAAUUAAAUGCAUGUAGAUUGCGAUCUAACUGUACACACCUAGGUGGGAGUAGGUUCCUCUGAACCCAGUGGGAACCUAUUUAUGGUAGACAUGCAUAGAAUAUUGCUCAUAUGUUCUUGUCUGGAUCUUUGAUGUUUAAUAAACUUAGUCCAUCAUGUUGUUUUUAUGUGUUAGAAUAUGAAAGUCCAUUUCCAGUGAUCAAGCGCUGUUGCUUAUUCUGACUUGACCAGGGAGCACUAGCCAGCAUUUCUCAGUUUUUGUCCCUUUUCUCAUUUUUUUAAAACCAUUUUUUCUUGCACAAGUGCAUGUUCAAGUUGCUUAUAAGAGAUUCCACCUAAACUGCCUGUCAACCUCCUGUUUCAGGUUGUAAUAUAUGAAGGGGCCUGCUGGUUUUUAAAUGAUUCAAAGUUAAUAACUGGGAGCUUUGUCAGUUCAUUUUGAGGGAGUAUGUAUAAUACCUCUGCCUAUCAGAAAGUAUGUGUUUGACUGCUGAUCUUGUCAUUGGUUGUGUUUAUGCUAUUUUUAGUGAGGUGGUGUUGGGUGUGAAUUUGUUGGCUGCCUUGGAAUGAGAUCUGAAAAAUGAGUGAUAGGCUCUCUACCCUUGGUCCUCAGUAACUGGAAGCGGCAAACAUAAAUAUUUCCCGAAAACAGUUGGGGAAUAACUUACUUUAUAUUGAGCUCUGUUAUAACUGCAAUUAGAUGCUGUGGUACCCAUUAUAAUAUUAUCUGGAGCAUUAUAGGGACAGAUCAUUCCCUCACUAACCCUGGAACAUCCAAAUCCCUAUAUCCUUGAGCCCCCAAAUUUUCUCCACCAACUAACCCACCUUGGAGCUGCCAACACUCCUUUCUUGCAGCUGCUUACCUGGUUCUUGUUUGGAUACUGGAUUGAAUGAGAGACAUCUCUCUCCUGGAGUAUUGUUGUCACAGCAGCCCAAAGGUUGGUAGCCCUGGGAAAUAUUAUUUUCCCAUGGCUACUGAUGUUCAGAAAAAACAGGGAAGGAAGCAGUUUAGCUGAAAAGAGAUUUUGCUUUGCUUUGUCAUAAUGCUUGCCUUUUAUUUAAUGCAAGCACAACAAGUCCUUGUGCUUCAUAUUUCAAGCCAAAAAAGUACAGACUUUGACAACAUGUCUAAUAAGAUCAGUUUAAAUUAAUAAAUCUUGGCUAAUGGAAACAGGAGGACAUAGCCUCCAUGUUGACCUCAUCUUUCGUUAAACCCAGUUCAACAAUGGCCAUGAAGGAUAUUCUUAUGGCACUUGUUUUAACACUGUUUCCCACUACUAUUUAUUGUGACGUUUGCUUCCUCAGUUCAUUUAAUGAUAUACUGGGAUGAAAUUAAAUUAGAAGUUGUGCUUGUGCUUCAUGAAACAAAGAACUAACCAUGUAUUUCACCAUCAUUUCCAGAGAGCAGCACUGACCUCCGAUAAAGACCUGUACCUUGACAACAGCUCCAUUGAAGAAGCAUCAGGAGUCUAUCCAAUUGACGACGAUGAUUAUACUUCGGGUUCAGGCUCAGGUAAAGCAAUGUUGCAUAAUGAUAAAUGUGUUAGGACUGGACAUGGCCUUUGUCCUACAGUUCCAUUGUACAGCAUACACUUCACAUGCAAAAUGUGCCAGGUUCAGUCCCUGGCUUCUUAAGAAUGAAAUAAAAUCAGGUAGCAAGCAAUGGGAAGCAGAGUAGUCAUUACUGGGCUAGAAGAGUCUGACCAUGUUCUCUUCCUGGGUCUCCACAAGUUGUGUUGAUACACUCAGGUCAGCUGAUAUGUGUGAAGCAGGCCCUUGAUCAACAAGAACAUGAAAAAACCUAAUCUGAAAAAACCUAAUCUGUACAGAAAAUUCAGUACAGUGGUACCUCUGGAUACGAAUGGGAUCCGUUCCAGAGCAUCCAGAAGCAAACAUAACUAGCAACGGCACGUCUGCGCACACGCGCGUCACUUUUCGCCGCUUCUGCGCAUGCGCGUGGUGUCAUUUUGAGCGUCUGCGCAAACGGCGAAACCCGGAAGUAACGCGCUCCGUUACUUCCGGGUUGCUGCGGAGCGCAACUCGAAUGCGCUCAACCCGAAGCACAUUCAACCCGAGGUAUGACUGUACAGGCAGCUCCCAAUUUAUGCGGAUGUUACGUUCCAAGGCACCGUGCAUUUAAGUGAAACUGUGUAUAUUUGAAACACCCUUGAAAAAGCCUUCAGAUACCCCGUUCCGCCCCUUUUGGUGACUUUUUGGGUCACUUCUGUAUUUGGCGCAAUGCACAUGUGCGCAAUCGCACAUAUAUUGGAUGUGUCUAAAGCCAUCAUUGCCUGUAUGUUGACUACCUGCUGAAUCUGUGAUGCUGUUUAUGAUGAAGAUUAGAAUCCCCAUGUUGUUAUCAGUGUCUGUAUCAUUUAGUAGAAUGACCUUGGUGACACACUGCAUUUAAAGGCCACAGAGAAUGUUUGGGCAACAAAGAAGUAAUUGUGGCUCAGGUGACACCACGUGAUAAAUUUUGCCACAAGCAAGAGCAUUGCAUCUCAUUAGCAUAUAUCAGUUAAAGAGUAUUUUUUAUGGAGAGCAUAAUGUUUUUGAUGGGCGUGGGGGCGGGGCUACCUAGAGUGGCGGAGAUAUUGAGUGUGUGGCAGGGAACAAACAGAGCUUUCAGUAGCUACCCUUUCCAUGCUCCCACCUGGAUUGUGAAAUUUCAUGUGCAUUUCUAUAGUUACACAGUAAUCCUGAACUUUUCUGAAGCUUCCUGUUGGUUGAAUUGUGCAUUUAUGUUUUCCGGAGUUGAGAUACACAGUUUUAAACGCUGAUAUCCUGUUGGAUUUAUUACAUAUAAAUAAGGGAUAAGACAAAAAAAUGGGAUUUUGUUUUAGAUUAGACCCUGAGGCAUUAAAAAAUGUUGCACCAGGCUGCUUGAUUAAUAUAAUUCUUUCCCCCUGCCCCAGUUGAAUGUACUGAAGUAAUGGAAAAUUAAACUAAGAAAGCCAAAUACUACCGAGCAAAUCUCGAUGAAUUAAAUCAGUUAGGUAGAUAAAAGAAAAUGUCACGAGUGUUUGGAUUUCAGUGCAAAGUAGUUGCUACAUAAUCGGUCAGAUAACUAUCCGGUCCUUUUUACAGCCAAAUAAAUUACACAGUAAAUGUUUAGAACCUUUUUGAUUAGCCAGCUGCUGAAUAAGUAAGGGCUGGUCCCCACAAACACCAGAUUACAUUCUCAAACUGUUCCUGGAACGGGGGGUGUCACAUGCUUGAAUGCUUCCCUAUGAAAGCAACCCCCCCUGCAGAUCAGGGACAUGGGGAAAUGUGGUUGGACACCAGCUUGCAUCAACCCCAGCCAGUAUGGUCAAUGGUCAAAUCUGGAGGGCCAUGGGUUCCCCUUCACUGCUGUAGAUAGGAAACCAGCAUGUUGUGAAGAGUUCAAGUCAUCUUACAACAGGGUUGUUGUAAGGACAAAAUGGUUGGGGUGAGGGGAGAACUAUAUGCUAUCCUGGAGCUCCUUGGAGGAGAAGCGCCAAUAUUUAUUUUACAUUUUACUGCGAUGUUGAUGGUUUUUUUAGAAAAGAUUUUUUAAAUAAAUAAAUAAAUUGUAAACAGCCUUUAGGAAAGCACACAAAUAUCGGCAAUAAACUGGAGCAGAGCAAGUAUGUACAGAUGCGUUUCCAUUCAUAUUCUUCUUGUGCUUCAGGGGCUGAAGAAGAAGAAGAAGGCGAUAACACGCCAAUAGUGGUGCCAUCAAGAACUCUUCCAAAGAUGCCACCAACUAGCGAUGCUCCCAGAACUGAGAAAACCACGCUGAAAAUGCAGACCAAGGUACCUACGCAAACAAAGGUGUGUGCAGGGGAGGAGCCUCUUGCUGGUUUUUAAAGCUGCCGUAAUAAUAAUUUAACCUUAAAUGCCAUCUGAUGUAUGCUUUAAGAGGAUUUACUAGGUUUAGUGCAAAGCUGUGGAUUAACCAUAAAGACAACUCCCUUGGAUAUCAUAUCAGUCUAUUAAGAGAAAUGCAGAGUCUUCUGUGCUGAAACGUGUGUAUCCCUCCUCUAUAUCUGAGAAUAUAUUGGAUGCUACUCUCUCGUAGAAGGCGCCGGUGCCCACAGUUUGGCAGGGUUCUUCCCCAGUGCUACAUUUUCCUCCUUGAGCAUCCUCAGGCUGGUGACCUCCCCAAUGUGUUAGUGCCUACAGCUAAAAUGGGAAAGCUUGGUGACAAGCGUAGAAUCCCCAGCCUUGCAUUUUCUGCUGUUGUGCAAAGUAGCAAUAGGCUAUUGCAAGGAGAAGGGGAGUGGGCAGGAGACUCUGUGUUUAAGCCUUGCUCUGCCCACUGCUUCCCCUCUUUUAACCCUUAACCCUAUUCCAACCAGCUUCCCCCCCCCCUUUUUUUUUAGUGGGGAAGGGAGACAGGUGUGUAAGGAAAGCAAAGGUCGGGGUAGAGUUAAGUACUGCAAAGUUAUGAUUCUGAGUUGCAUCGUAAGAGAUACUUCCAAAGGCCUGAAACUUGCAAAAAAACCAUAGUGGAGAGUUUUCAGUAACUACCAAAGAGUAGGGCAAGCUGCUGUAGUUUCCUGCAUCCAGGGCACCCAAUAAGCAUCACCGAGCAGUUGGCUAUUCCUCUUAUGGACUGUGAAUCCUAUCAGAAUGUGCUUGUUGCUUCACUUACGAAUUCUGACACUCAAAAGGGUUUUACACAGGGCAGCCAAAAUACAAAACAUCAAAAGGAACUGAUGGCCGCUAAGAGCUUUGUUGGAGGGCUAUUGGCACACUGGGCUAGUUCCCUCAAAUUAACAGUGGAAAUGUUUUUGGGCGUAGCUUAAAUUGUGGGGAAUAGGCUCCUUGUUUUCAGAUUAUAGGAACAAGAGUAUGGGACGUUGCCUCUUACCAAGUUAGAUCAUUGGUCCACCUAGUUACACUAUGCUUUCUACACCAACCUUAUUUUCCAACUUGGUGUCCUCCAGCUGGGGCUGAUAGGAGUUGUAGUCUAAAACAGCUGGAUCACACCAGGUUGGGGAAGACUGGGAUACACUGACUGGCAAUGGCUCCUCAGGUUUGAGAGAGGGGACUUUCCAACCUUACCUGGAGAUGUUUGGGAUUGAACCUGUGACCUUUUAUAUACAAAGAACAUGGUCUUCCACUGAGCUACAGGCCACGUUACGUUAAGUUAAAGAAUGUUUAAACUGAAUUAGACUACAUUCAUUGCACCAUGUAGCAACAAAUAUAUUUGAUUUUACUCUUAUUUCAUAGGGGUAAGCACAUCUAUAUAAGCACACAUUGAUUUGUAGGUGUUAUUUUGAGAAAGGGGUCUGAGGCUUCCAGUUAGAAAUUUAGGAGACAAAUUCUGCCCCGUCCCCCAUCCCCCUUUAAGGUUCUCAAGAGAGUUGAGCUAAAGGUGUCAAGUGAAUAGGAAAUGUAUAUAUUACAGAAUUUGAAUGCAUAAAGGGUAAUGGUUUCUGUCACUGCUGCUGCGGGUUGUUGUUUCUCCCUCUAAACUGACUCUGUGCCAUCGUUUUCCCACAUCUUGUGCUACAGUCACCUGAAGAGAUUGAUAAAAAGAAGAUUCUCAAGCCUGAUGCUGAAAACAAAAACGCUAAGAACGAACCAGGUGAAGACACCGACGUAUUCACCCAAAAACACUCAGAAAACCUUUUCCAGAGAACAGAAGUAUUGGCAGGUGGGUGCCAUAUGUUCAUAAGCUGCAGAAUAAGGAGCUUCCUGCUCUAUUUUGAAGCCAAGGUAUUCACUGUCUCUGCAGCUACUCACAUAGCUGUUAGGAGUAUUGGAGGACUGUUGCUUUGAGCACUGUUCCUCCCCACCCUGCGGUAUGAUGCAGUCUCCCCACUUUUUUUCUCUUUUGCAACACAGGAACGGUUUCCAUUUUAUUACUCUUUUCCUCUCAAUACUUUGCUGCCCUUUCCUUAGCAUCUCAAUAAUGUUUACACCAGGACAUUCACCUCCUCCUCAAGGGAUGAAAGAAAAAACAAAUCUCUUUCACCUGAGGGGUUCAUUUGCAAAGGGGAUGGGGCUGCUAGAAGCUUUUGAGCUUUGCGAAUUCGGAUACAAACAAACCCUAACCUGCACCUCACACAGACGAAUGUGAGGAUCUGAACACUGCCAGCCCUCUGGAUUUCACACUUCCUCAAAUUUUGCAAUGCGGUUUUUGGUUCAAAGCAUAUAGAAUUGUGUUUAAUGGUGGCACGUGCUUUCAGAUAGUGUUCAGAAAUGGGCAUUUUGAGAGAACGUGGGUUGAAAAUACAUAUUGAGCACCGUCGCUAGAACACCCCUUUAUUGGCCACUGGCACACCAGCAGUGGAGGGGAAAUGGCCGCAGUCUUUUCCACAAGUGGUGGAUCUCCCUCCCAGAAGGUGGGCCUCUGGGCUACUCUCUCUGGGACCAGAGAGUUGCACCCAUCAUGCCUUGCUUGUCUAGUUUGACUCCAGGGCUGCAAUUCACACAUGCUAGGAAGCAAAUCCUUUUGCAUUUUGCAGCCAAGUAAAUAUAUUUGGGGCUGGGCUUGUCAAGCCUUCAGGAACAUUUUAGAACGUCCCUUCCAGAACCUUAACAGUUAUUCGGCUAUAAAAUAAUCUGGGUGGCUCUUAAGAACCUGCUUGGGUUAUAAACACGAUUUACGUGUUUAAACUAAACUGAAUUAAAAUGUUACAAUGGCAGUGCUCCAAGGGGCCAUGGUUGGCAGUGCCAGAAGCAAAAGUAGGGGGAACAACAUUUUUGUUAACCCUUUGUACAGUAGAAUGGUUUCUACGCACACUUGCAUACUCCUCCCUAUUCAGGCAAGCAAACUGCAUUAUUCAGGGAUGCAUUUCAGCCCGGCGAACCUCUCAUGGAAACUGCAGAGCGGGACCAGUGAGGGUCAUGGCUUGGGAAGAGGAGGUGUGGCAAGGGUAGGAAACCUCUCCACUUGGUUCCCAGGCUUGAGGCUUGCUGCUUUGAAAUGCCAUUUUGAAAGGUUGGGAUACUCGGUAAACGAUGGUGGUUGUUUUUUCUCUUGAGAGGGGACAACUUGGAGGCAAUACACUGCUCCUGGUGAAACUUCUGUUCUUUUCCCUUCCAUAGCUGUUAUCGCCGGUGGAGUUAUUGGUUUUCUCUUUGCAAUCUUCCUUAUCUUGCUUUUGGUAUAUCGCAUGAGAAAGAAGGAUGAAGGCAGCUACGACCUUGGAGAACGCAAACCAUCCAGCGCUGCCUACCAGAAGGCACCUACUAAGGAGUUUUAUGCAUAAAACUCUUAACUUAAGUGUCUCUGUUUAAGAGAUCACUGAACUUUUUAAAUAAAGCUUUUUUUUUUUUUUGCAUAGAAUAAUGAAGAAACCUUUUUUUUUCAUUAAAGAGCCUUUAUGGCACCUUUAUGAUAAAAAAAUCCCAUUGUAUUUAAAACUUUUCAUGUAUUCCUUUUAAGAAAAUGUAAAGUAAAAUCUUAACAUUUUGCAGUGUUCUGUGAAUAACAGUGGCAAAACAUUAUUUUAUACAGCCAUUGAUGUUCACUGAAUCAUUUAAAAACUUUAUGCAUAAAUGAAAAUGAUUGUUUUUAUCCUAUGGUUCAAUGAAAGUUGUUUAAUUUUUGUCAGCAUGUCUGAUUGAUCUUACAAGUUAGUUUUUAUUUCAUUAAUUUAUCUGUUUCCAAAAAAAUAAAUAAAAAUAAAAUGCCUUUUUGUAGUUGUCAUGGUGCAAUUUGUCUUCGGAUAACUCAGAUAAUGGUAACUCUUAGUGUAAAUGUAUUUUUUCAGCUAUGUAAACUUUAACCUCCACUUUGUAUAAAUUUUAGUGUCAGAAAAUCCAUUUUACACCUUGCUUUGUUUCUCAGUGUUCCUGUAGCUUCAUUGAAACUUACAGCAGCAAAUUAAUGUGUAAAAUUGGACUAUUACUGCAAACGAUGUAGUCGUACCCGUACAAAAACAAAUCUUCUUUAUGGGAGAUUUUGCAGUAAGCUACUGACAAGCCUAUACAAACCCAAAGACUCUUAACAGUAUUCCAAGAUGUUGCUGCAAAUUUCUAUGGCCACUGUUGGUUAAUUUCUUGCAAUUUGAAGGUACGAGUAGGAAUUGAAAAAGGAUCCUUUUUUUUAAAUUGUUCUUUAAAAAAUGCAUUUAAGUUGUAAACGUCUUUUAAAGCCUUUGAAGUGCCUAUGAUUCUAUGUAACUUGUUGCAGACUGGUGUUAAUGAGUAUAUAACAGUAAAGAGAGAGAGAGAGAAAAAAGAAAAUGUUGGUAUUUUAUAAGCACAGACAAUUCUAAUGGUAACUUUUGUAGUCUUACAUGGAUAGACAUAAAUUGUAAUUUGGGAACAUAAACACUACUGAAUAAAUCAUGUGGCCUAAUACUG